CACCAGCCUAACCUCACAUACACAGGCAUGGGAAGACAGGACUCAGCUCUACAUUGAUGCAGUGAGUGUUGGUGGGAGGUCCCUUAUGAAGUAUUUUACAGAGCUGCACCUCCUUCUCUGAACUAUGUUUGGGAGCCAGGAUGCAGGACAUGGUGAGACUGGCACAGGAACAGGUCCUAAAUACUGAGAGAGGGCUCAUACUGAACCUGGCAGGAGCAGAGAGGUAAAGGACCACAGAGAGGGGAAACCCUCACACUGCAGCAAAUGGUAAGGAUAUUGACUGUGCUGUUAGCCCUGUUAGAGAGCAUGGGAAGGUUACUGAGAGGGAUGCAGUGUGGGAUACAGGAUACUGCAUGGAACACACUGAUAAUGGGCUCCAAGAAGACAACUUGGGCAGUGCUGGUGUGGGAGUAAUGGCACAGAUCAGACUAAAACAAAAACAGGAUGGAACAGUGCCAGGGAUGUGAGAAACUCUGGUUUAUGAUGUGUUUUAUUAAGGGAUUAAAGAAAUAAACACAUUAUUAUUAUUAUUAUGUUGACACAUUGUAUAUAUGUAGUUUCAUGAUUUAAAUUCAGAUUUACUGUUAUAUAAAUAACAGAGCAGAAAUGGGCAGUUUACCAUUUACAUCUGAGUUCAGGUUCUGCAAAAUGAACAGUGCAGUUCUGAGCAUUUAACAUGGGUUUGUGUCGUCCAAUAGCUAUUGAUACCUCUAAUACUAAUUUGUUGAAAUAAAAAAACAUCCCAUGUGAGGAGACGUAAGUUUUAGCAAAUCUUUGAGUCAGUUUAGUAAAAUUUGUGAGUACAGAAAGAUUUAUUUAUGAAAUACAGUGAUUGUGGUGAUUGUCAGCUCUUCUUGCAAUGCUCUGCAGUAUACAGAGAGGCUAUAAUUUAAUCUGUAGUUAGAAGCCUGCAUUGACUCCUAGCUCAUGUCUCAUGUUUCUGUCAGAUUGCAUGUUGGCAUCUCUGGGAUCAAAUUCUAAAAGAACAAUAUUAAAAUGACUUUGCCAUACUUGGCAUUGGCUGAACAUAAUGUUUAUAUAUUAGUUUGCAUUUAUACUGAGUGUAUUGAUGGGUUGCGGUUGCAUACAUUUCAAAUGGGAAAAUCCAUGAUAUUUUUUUGAUUAAAGUUUUUACUUAGUUGAUCAAAUAGAUAUCACACAUGGACAUGCAUAAAUACAAGCAAUCCAUCCAUUUAAAAUACUAAAGUAAUCCUAAUCUAGCACAUCACUCUAGCCAGGAAGUUCCUGGACCAGUUAAAUGAACACUAUAGUGCUAGGAAUACAAAGCUGUAUUCUUCACACUGUAGUGUCCAUUUGACCCAUCUGCCUUGCUCUCCCCCCCACCACCCACAUCACCACCACUGCAGUUAAAGAUUUAAACAUCCCCGCCUCCUCCAACAUCAUUGCGAGCAAGAAUUUAGCGAGCGUGCGUGUGUGCAUGGUGAGAGCUGCACAUGCAUUAGGCCUUCCCCAAAGAAAAACACUGACACAAUGCUUUCCUAUUAGGAUUUUGAAGUCGCUUGACGUCCUCAUGCAAAGCGUGAUUCUAAUUCAAAGUGAUUCUAUUGGUUGUCAUGUAGACAGACACUGGUAGACAGACACUAGAGGCAGUCUUAACACUGCAAUGUGAGUAAUGUUUUACAUUGCAGUGUAAAAGGGGACAGGGACACUGCACCCAAACCACUUCAAUGAGAUGAUGUUGUCUGGGUGCCUAUAGCGUCCCUUUAAUGCAAAGACAUGGGUAAAUGUAACUUUCACCUGCCCGAGAUACAGAGUAUUGCAGGCAUCGCAGGUAAGAAUUAAGCAACAUUUCACAGAGUACAGGUUUGAAUUGUCAUGUAUUCAAAGUGAAUUUCAUAUUUAAAGGACAACUGUCAUCAAAUUUUCACAUUUAGAUUUUUAAAAGUUUAUUAUAGCAAAAUAAACUUAUUUCUAUUUUUAAGGAUGUAUGUUGAUUUAUUCUUUUAGAAAAUGUCACUUUUUUCUAUCUAGCUGAGCAGCCAUGUUGGGUCUGAUUCUGCUCAACCUAGCGUGCCUGUUCCUGAAGUUUCACACAAAGUGAUCACAGCAGCAGGCAAGCUAGGCUGGUAAGAAAACAGUAGACGAGUCUGACUCAGUAUGCCAGCUCAGGAAAAUAACAAAGUGACAUUUUUCCCCAGAAUAUCAAUAUACAUAAUUUUUAAAAUAGAAACAUAAAAACAUAGAAUGUGACGGCAGAUAAGAACCAUUCGGCCCAUCUAGUCUGCCCAAUUUUCUAAAUACUUUCAUUAGUCCCUGGCCUUAUCUUAUAGUUAGGAUAGCCUUAUGCCUAUCCCACGCAUGCUUAAACUCCUUUACUGUGUUAACCUCUACCACUUCAGCUGGAAGGCUAUCCCAUGCAUCCACUACCCUCUCAGUAAAGUAAUACUUCCUGAUAUUAUUUUUAAACCUUUGUCCCUCUAAUUUAAGACUAUGUCCUCUUGUUGUGGUAGUUUUUUCUUUUAAAUAUAGUCUCCUCCUUUACUGUGUUGAUUCCCUUUAUAUAUUUAAAUGUUUCUAUCAUAUCCCCCCUGUCUCGUCUUUCCUCCAAGCUAUACAUGUUAAGAUCCUUUAACCUUUCCUGGUAAGUUUUAUCCCGCAAUCCAUGAACCAGUUUAGUAGCCCUUCUCUGAACCCUCUCUAAGGUAUCAAUAUCCUUCUGAAGAUACGGUCUCCAGUACUGUGUACAAUACUCCAAGUGAGGUCUCACCAGUGUUCUGUACAAUGGCAUGAGCACUUCCCUCUUUCUACUGCUAAUACCUCUCCCAAUACAACCAAGCAUUCUGCUAGCAUUUCCUGCUGCUCUAUUACAUUGUCUGCCUACCUUUAGCAUUAAGUUUUAUUAAAUGUAAUGAACUUUGGGGAAAAAAGUGAACGCUUCAUGACUUUUGUCUGUGGCGGCCAAAACAGUCUAAUUGGAGGCAUAGCUGAAUUAUUUUAGUUUGGUUACUUUGGCCCUUAUAUCUGAUAUCCACUUUGAAUUCCCAACAAUUCCCUCUUUAGUAAAUAACUCCUAGUAGGGUCAAAGGUUAGCUGUAAGUCUGGAAACAACUUUAAAGGGACACUAUAGUCACCCAGACCAUUUCAGCUCAAUGAAGUGGUCUGGGUGCAAUGUCCCUCAGGUUUUAACCCUUCAGAUGCAAACAUAGCAGUUUCAGAGAAACUGCUAUGUUUACAUUUGGGGUUCAGCCAGCCUCUAGUGGCUGUCUUCCGGACAGCCACUAGAGGCGCAUCUGCGACGCUGGAGGCAUAUUAUGCCUCCAUCGCGCAGAGCGUCAAUAGGAAAGCAUUGAAAAAUGCUUUCCUAUUGACAGCGUGAAUGCACGCGCGGCACUUGCCACGCAUGCGCAUUUGGCUCCGCUGACGUCGGCAGUGGGAGCUGACGUCUGCGGGGGAGGAGAGGUCACCAGCACCGAGGGAGCCCGGUGCUGGAAUAAGGUAAGCUGCUGAAGGGGUUUUUACCCCUUCAGCGCCACGGGAGGGGGACGUUUUGUUUUCCUGACACUAUAGUGAUCCUUUAAUUCUAGAAAAUUGUUUUGCGUUGGAUGACAGUUCUAGAAAGAAACUGCUGCAGGAAAGUUAAGAAAGGAUCCUGAUAUAUGGAACAGUCAAUCUAGACAACAUUAAAUAAUUAAAGACAUAUUGAAUCUUAUCCUGGGAACGCCAAAAUGGAAUUUGAAAUGGUAUCUAUGCUGUCAUAAACUGCUUGCAUGAUAGGACUGAACCUAGAUAAUAAAUGAGGUUGCCUAGGUGCAGGGACCAGUAAUCUUAGUAUCGGAAGUCACCUCAGGAACAUCCAGGUCAAGACCUAGAACCCUCAGAAUCCAGGCCAGAUGGAAAAAUAAGGGAAUGAAGUGCAUCAGCCUUAGUAAUUAACAGAGUUCUAGUUGGACUUUUAUACUGGAAUACAAUCGAAAAGAAUACAUAAUUUGACUGAGAAGCACUGCCUGAACUGUUCUGCAACUAGAAGAAUAUGCUGGCGUUUUAUGGGACUUUUGGGAUUUGAAGCAGCCUGUAGAGUGGUAGAGGAUGUUCUGAAAGGUCUGCUUGGAUGCAGGGUUAUUGUGGUCUUCUUUCUCUGCUUUGAUGCCCCUUCCCAGUGUAGGCAUCUGCCCCAUUCACUGUAGAAAUGUCAACCUAGAAUAAAUGUGAGAUAUUCUUUAAAAGGAGCUGUAGGCAACGUACGGCACUCCUGAUGUUGUGGAUUAAAAAUCACGUAAUGCUUUUAGAGCCAUAAUGCUGGCAAGGCAUUGGGUGAGGGGGGGAGAGGGGGAAGGCCACAACAUCUGGAGUGCCUACGCCUGGGUUAAAGAGUAAAUACUGCAUUAAAGGUCUAAUUUCCAGGCGCCCAUAAACUGUAAUAAUAAUUUUAAGUCAUCUAUUUGGGGCUUCACAAUUCAGCAUUCAAAAUCUAAAAUCGUUCCUUCACAGAAAGUUUCCAGAGCAAGGUCUUUAUGUAGCACUCUCCUCACAUGUAAUCAACAUGUCUUAUAUUUAAAAACAUACUUUGUUUUGGAUCUUGAACGUAUUUCUCAAAUGCAUCAAUCACGUGUGAGUACUACGCUAUAAACAAACCGUAUGCUGCUCGAAGCACUGUCUGCAUGGUCGUAAUGUUUGUUCACAUCGCAAGUGUGUCUAAUGAUGCAUUCACACUGUGCUGCUUGAGGACAAUUCCCAGUUGCCCCUGGAUGUGGGAUACCAGGGAAAAAAACUGCAAUGGUGAAACAGGACUCUGAAAUCAGGACUGUCUUGCCAAAAUCAGGAUUGUUAGGAGAAUAUUUAUUGAAGUAGUGAAUGUUAAAAAAGAUCUGAAAGCAGAACUUGGAAGGUGACAUGUCCAUUGCAUGAUCAUUCCAGGGGGAGAGGGGGUAAAUAGGUUCUAUAGGUUUGGGAAAUAUAUCUAUCUUUCCUCAGCCAUCUUCAUAUUCAGCUUAGUCUUCACACCCUUAUAGCUUCAUCUGUCAUUUGCCAUGUUCCCAUAACCCACUGUAAGUGAUGGCUGACUGGAAACGGCAGGGAAUAAGGUUCCUUGCCGCAUUUGACCAAAAAUGGUCUCCUACAUAAGAUUAUGUAGUCCAUAAUUUGUUUGAUGGUAUUGUUUGACUGGAUUGUACCGAAAGUUCAAUGAAAUUCCACCACUUAUGAGAAGCCUAAUAAUGACAUGGCUGCUUUAUGGGGGAAUUGUCAAGUCACAGGAUUUUUUAUAUUCUGUUUAAUUAUCGCGUAUAUUUAACAAAUAUGUUUUGUGAAGUCUGAAAUAUAAAAUGAAAUUUAAAAAUUCACAUUUAUUUCCUGAAUAUGUUAUCCUUCAUCUUGGUUCCCUGUAAAUCAUUGGUGUACAUUUUGCCAUUCCACUAUUAAAAAUUUUUAGUGGAAGAGGAAAAACUGAAAUUAUGUAUCUGUCCUCCUUCUCAUUGCAUUAUGUGCCAUGGCUGUGCCUGGGCUGAGCUGGUUUGUGAUCCUAAAUAUGUGAUAUCAAUUUUAGAUAGGAAAUGGAUCAUUGCACACAAAAAAAGAUUUCAAAUUCGGUGAUUGUUCUGAACCCUUUUUUAAAUUUUUUAUUUUUUUUAACUUAUUUUGAUAUUUUUCAAUAAAACUACAUAAGGACUUUUCAAAGUGCCUUCAAAUGCUCAAGCUAUAAUAGAAGGAUUUACAGCUACAGCUUAUUGUAUUUGUUCUGGUGAGUAUACUCAUUCCCUUCAGGCUUUUUGCAGUAAACACUGUCUUUUCAGACAAAAUGCAGUGUUUACAGCCUAGGGAUAACUCCAAUGGCCACUCCUCAGAUGGCUACUAGAGGUGCUUCAUGGGGCAGUGCUGCACACUGUGCAGUACUGCCAUUCAGUGUCUCCGCCCUCUACAUGGAGACACAUAACUUUCCUCAUAGAGAUGCAUUGGUUCAAGCAUGAGAAGAUGCUGAUUGGCCAGACUGUGUGUGGCUUGUGUUGGCACUGCCCCGGAUCUGCCUCCUUGACAGUCUCAGCCAACCCUAUGGGGAAGCAUUGUGGCUGGCUCAGAGAAUCACAACUGAUGAUGUCAACCAAGCAGGCAGAUCAGGGACAGAGCCAGCAGCUGCAGACUUGAAAAAGUAAGAUUUUACUAUAUUUAGGGAGGGUAAGGGGUUAGAUGGUGUAUUUAACACUAUAGGGUCAGGAAUACAUGUUUGUGUUCCUGACCCUAUAGUGUUCCUUUAAUGUAGUUGUUCUGUUGUGUAUAGCCUGUCAAUGCAGGCUUUAAGAGAAAAGGCAGUGUUUACAUUGCUGCUUAGGGACACCUCUAGUGGCAGUCACUCAAGGUGCUUUCUGGAUCUAUGCAGCAAUGAAAUUCAGCAUCUCCAAACUCUGCAUGGAGGCACUGAACUUUCCACGUAAAGAUGCGUUGAGUCAAAAAAACAUAAAAUGAGCAAUACAUCCACCAUGUGUUGCCCCUUUAAGAUGUUUCAGAACUCUUCAUUGAGAGAAAGAGACAGUUUGUGCAGGUUUGAUUGUGCAGGCAAAUUAUGUAACUGCACUGAAAUGCUCCUUAGCUGUUUUAUGUUGAACCCAUUGCAAUGCUUUAUUUCCCAUAAACAAUCAAAAACCAAAAAUAUUUUUUUUUACGAGAAAGCAAUCAGUGCAGGCUUUUAAGACUUUUUAUAAUUUGUUUCAUUGAAAUACUUAACGGACGGUUUCACACAUAAGAAGAAUUUGUGAUCGUUCUCAGUUCUACAUGCAUUGCAGCAGUGGUAGCUGUGCUUGUUCCGUUGCUGCAGAGAAUACUGCAGAAUUUUGCAUCCAGACGUAGAUUCCAGGCGCUUGGAAUUUUUAUAUGCAUUGAAGAAAACCUCUAACUGCUAGGGCGCAGAGAGACAAACUGAUACUUAAACAGAGAUCCUGAAUAAGUCAGGUAAAGGGAAUAUAGUGUUACAUGAGCAUUCUCAGUACUAUAACCACUACAUCACUGCAUACUUUAUUACCCUAAACUGUCACUGGUUCAUGACUCCCUUGUACUUGUUUAACUGCAGCAUUAAUACUGCAGCAUUCUGGGUUUGGCUUUAAAUUCUGGAAGGUUAAAUCACUGAUACAGGUAAAGAAAAUCCUCAAACAGCGAGGUCGAACAGAGUUGUCCCAUUCUUUGGAACAAGAGAAAACAAUCACUGACAAUUGAGAAAGGCUAGAUACACAUCACGUAAUAUUAUUGUUAUUAUUCACAAAGCACCAACAAAUUCUGUAGCGCUGUACAAUAUACCACAACAUUGCAGAUAUUUAUAGAAAUCUUAGUAUUAUAGUUGCAGCAUUACAAAUAAAAUACUGGAUUUUUAGAUACAAAAAAAAACCUAUUAAAAUAUAUCAGUAACAAUACAUUUGUUAAGACAAAUCUAUUCCAUGCUAAGUCAGCAAAUAUUAAAAAGUCACAUCCGUGAGGUUCCCAGUAAAUGCAUUGACAUGUCAGACACAUGGUAUAGGUAUAAUGUCAUGCAUUGUAGCAGAAAUGGGUGCAUGACAUGGGUUGUACAUUUAGUCAUCCCGGGUGGAAGUGACACAUGUCCAAACACUUGCUGAGAGUUACUGGGACUUGUAGCUAUGGCAACUGAAACCUCAUACUACACAAAGAGGAUUAUGGGAUUUUCUGUGUCUGUACUGCUCAUUUGCAUUGGGUAUUUAGAUACAUUACAGUCUUUACUGAUAACGGAUGCAUGCUUAGAAUAAAAUAUAGUGUCGCAGUUGAGUAACAGUCCAGACUGCAGGAGACUAGGUAGACUAUGUAUAACAAAAAAAAUUAACAAAAAAGAGACAAAGGAAAACCUAUUAAUGACAUUCCAGCACUUGCUGCAAAUUCCCAAUAUGUGUAUCUCUGCAAUGGGUUUUCUUCAGACUAGGCAGACACAGAGCCUGACUCAACCAAUCUGAACCUUUGCUUUGCUUUUAACCCCUUAAGGACACAUGACACGUGUGACAUGUCAUGAUUCCCUUUUAUUCCAGAAGUUUGGUCCUUAAGGGGUUAAAGGGAGCUGAGUAUAUCCCAUAAACCUUUACUUCUGAGUCUGGGAGACAUUUAUGGGAUUAUGUCAUUUAACACUUAGUAGCAGUUCCGUUCAUUAGAAAACAUGAAAUAAACUGCCACCCAAGCUGCUGGCAGCUACAACUGUUAUAAGUUUACUAAUAGCUUCCUUCAUGGUUUCAUAAAUGGAGGUGUUGAUGCAGCUGCAGCUCUGAUAUAAGAGACAGCCAAUUGCAUGGUGUUAAAGCAGAGAUAUCCAUAAACCUGGCAUUGCUGUGUGGAUUUUUAAACACUUGAUAGUCAAAAAAGGGAAGCAGACCAGCCAGCAGUCCCGGAUCCAACAAGGCAGUCCUGAUACGGAACCCCUACCCCACUGUGUCUGAUUUGUUGUUGCAGUGUCCAGAAACUAAACAAAAACAAACAUUAUGUUCCAUCCAUGUGACUUGCAAUCUGUUCCUCCCUUUGUCUUUUUGCCAUCCCUCUGCAAGUGACUUUCCUUCUCUAUCUCCAAUUUAUUUGUUCUAUCUCUUUCAACAUUGUUUACCCAUUCUUUAAUUCUCUAUGAUCCUCAUUUCUCCAAUGUUUCCUGCUGCCACUUUUUCAUGUCUUCUCCUUCACUUCCUAUAUCUCUAUAUCUCUACAUAUAUGUCCCUUUUAUCGUACCCUCCCAUAUGCUGUACAUUUUUGUAUCUGCAUGCUUUACUGUGGGGACUAUGAUACUGUUAUAUUUGAAACCAUUACAUUGGUUCUUUCCCUUCACAUUGUAAAAUACUUAAAAAUGUGAUAAAAAAAAUUGAAUACUUGAAUUGAGUUUUUCAAAUUGAGUUUAAAACCUAAACCUUAAACUGUUUGUGCAUGGUAUUGCUUAUUGAAUUUACAGACGGGCUGGUUUUUUCAUGGAUGCCCCAGUCUCUAAGCACCAUAUUACUGCAGUGGGAGUUACACUUCUGCAAUAGUAAUAUUAAAGGGGAACUAUAGUGCCAGGAAAACAAACUUGAUGUAGAAGGGGUUUAAAACCCCUUUGUCACUUACCUGGAUCCAGCUCGGCGCUGGUUCGGGUCCUCCUUCCCUCCUUGACAAUGGCUGUGCAUGCAUUAAGAUUUCCCCAUAGGAGUUUUGGGUGAUGCUGGACAUCCCAUUGCAUAGCUUGAGGACAUCCAGCAUCAGUUAGGAAACCACAAGUUACCUAACAGCCCGGAAGUCCCUCUAGCGGCUGCCUGGUAGACAGUUACCAGAGGUGGAGUUAAUCCUUAAAGGUAAGUAUUGCAAUUUGUUAAAAACUGCUAAAAUGACAUUUGCAGGAUUACAGGACCUCGGACAGUGCACCCAGAUCAAUUCAAUGAGCAGUGGUCAGGGUUUCUAUAGUGUCCCUUUAAUUGUGUCCAAUUUUGGAUUGCAUUCAUUGGCUAAACCAUAAGGGAUCUACUAUACAGUAUCUUAGAGACAUUUGCACAGUGCCAGUGCAUCUAACACUGCAAUAUUAAAUUCAGAGAUGAAGUGGUCUGGGUGCCUAUAGUGUCCCUAUACUCAAUAUGAUGGCCUAAUAUACCAAGUAAUAUGUCUUAAUGUGCAUAGUGGUCCUAACUAGUCUGAGACAUUACAGAGAAAUAUAGCCCUGCCACGCUUAGGACUAAAACAGUUAACUAGGUUAAAUUGUUAAAAAACAUUAAUUGUUUUUGGCAUAAGAUGUAACCUUGACAUAUUUUAAAAUUGGUUUUAAUCAAACAUCUGUGUAUUCAUCUUUAUUCAAGGCAGCUUCUAUGAAGAUAUGGUUACUAAAAAAAGCUACAAAAUAUGGAAAAAUCUAAAACUUAACUCAAUUCAAUCACAUUCUAUUCAUUUAAUCAAAUGACUUAUGUGGAUGAUUUAAUGAAGUAAUUUGUGACUUUGCAACAAUUACAUGUAGUCAGCAGCAUGGCCUGUGAUGUGACACAAUUUUUAUAAUAGAUUGGCUGAGUUUCUCUUUUCUGUAUUUUAAAAGGCACAUGUCUUUUUGUACCCAGUAGUUUGAAAAUGGAAUAGAGUUUAUUAUAAUAAUUGUAAUCAACAAUUAAAAAUUUGUCACGAGAAGUAGUUCAAGUAACGCUCUAAGCAACAUACACAGUGCAGCUCAUUACAUUGGUUAUGGUGCAAGGAAUCUGUGAGCAUUGGCCUUAGAUUGGGUCAAACCAAAUUACUAGUCUAACCCAUUUCAACAUCGUUGGCAUAGCAUUGCAAUCCUAAGGGCUAAUGAAGAUGUCCUCUUCUGCUUCAGGAGGUAUGUAGCAGAGGGACCAAGUUAUAGAUGAUGUGAGAGCCUACCCAAAAUUGUGGGGAAGACAGUCUCUUUGCACCAUAACUAUGAAACUGGGCUAUGGAUAUGGUUAGUUUUCAAAUGUCUUACCUUCGUGUUUAAAUCCCUUCUUAAUCUUGCUCCUCCAUACCUCUCCUCACACAUCUCCUUCUACACUUCAAAUUGUCCUCUCCGGUACCUCAACUCCACCUUUCGUAUUCUCUACACCCAUGCACCCUUUCAAAAUUCUGCUAAUUCUCAUCUUAGCCUCUUACCACUGGAACAAGCUACCUCCACACAUUCAUUCUGCCAUUUGUAAAGUCACACAUCUUGAUUGAAGUAUUCUCAGUCACUUCCUCACUCAUCCCUCACAGCUCAAUAUAUCUGACAGUAUCACCCUCAAAUUAUUCACUGAUCCCCAGCAGAUUGGCCACAGCCCAGGCAUCUUCCUGCCCCUAACAUGCAAUUCCUCCAAACAAAUUCAAAUUGAUUCCAGGCAUAUGACCCAACUCAAUCUCAUCUACAAUAAACGCUCUAUUUUUCCAAUGACAAUUUCUCAACUCUGUAGGACUCUGACCAAGGGGCUUUCCUGACGUCUUGCAUCUUAUCAACAUAACUCUUUGUCUCUAUUAAAUAUGGAAUUUGCUAUCUCACAUUCAUUGACACAUUAACAUAUGAAGAUGAGAGAUUCUCAAUAUCAAUGUUAUCACAAUCACACUGAUCAAUAGAAUAUAAACAACUAUAAACUCUAGAAAAGAUAUAUUUUAGCAUGAAUUGAAUAAAAUGUAUCAUAGUAAAUGUACAAAACCAAAGCAAAGAACAUACUGGAAAAACAUACAAUAACAACAAUAAAUAGAAGAAAUAGAAUAUAGCCAAUUCAAACUGAAACCUAACCCUUAAUGAUUAGACAUUAAAAAAAAAUCAGAGACAACAUACCAAACAAUACAGCCAAAAUCUAAGCGAGAGAAGGGUGGACCCCAUCGUUUCAGCCGUGAGCCUGACUUGGAAUCAUAGUCUUGGAUUUAUAGACUAAAUAUAUAUAUAUAUACACACCUGGCCUGGUAUGCUUAUUAAUAAGACUACAUCAUUCGACUUACAGCAGCUUCCAAAGGAACUUUGGCCUUUUCUUUGUAAUGAAGUAGUUCACCUAUUCAAAAAAAAGAACUGCAGGUAUUCCUGGCUGCCCUUAGAACCCACUACUGGAGGCUUUUUUUCUUUCCCCAAAUAUAUCUAAAGCCUGGUGCGGUACCGAAAUUGGUUUAUACUAACCAGGGAUAUUCCCCAAUAUUCUAGGAGCUAUUGAUUGCACCCAUGUGCCACUAACCAAGCUUAAGAGCACAUAUACCAAAUCACAAACCAUUCCAUUCUAUCAAUGACAUUAAAUGAUAGUCACCUUCGAAGUUCCUGCAGAUUUAUCCUGCAGAUUUUUAGAGGGAACGUGCCCUACAAGUAUUUGGACCAGAAGGAAGAAGCAGAAGUAUCCUUCCGUGAUGUCUCAGAGUGAGGGGGAGGCUUAUAUCUGUAAUGAAUGAUCUUUGCAAAUCACUUCAGUCAACCGCUAAUUACGCUACCCAAGUGCCUGACAUAUCUCAGGAGCCGUGGAUGAGUUCAAUGGCUAGAACUCUAAACUGGAUACUAAAAUAGUCUCCAAAAUGUGUGUGUUUAAUUCUGCAAACGUUGUCAUGUCCUGAUCUACCAAUAAAAAUAUAUUUAAAAUAUAUAUUUUUUAUAAGAGUACACAGAACAGUCAGGCUAUAUGGAUGAAAUUGUUUAUAUUAAAGUCCUAUAAUACUGAAAUAAAUGAAUAUACAGCCAUGGGGAAAAGAAAGUACACCCUCUUUGAAUUCUAUGGUUUUACAUAUGAUGACAUAACAACAAUUAUCAGUUCCUUAGCAGGUCUUAAAAUAAGGUAAAUAAAACCUCAGAUUUUAACUCAUGAUAUAUUACACCGUGCCUUGAUUUAUAUAACAAAAGUAAAGCCAAAAUGGAGAAAGUACUUUCGCUUUUUCCCAUGACUGUAGCUGAUUGCCUAUGUAGGCCACCUUUAAAAAAAACUAAUACUGUAUUGAUGUGCAUUAGGAUGCAGCACUCUGGCAUUUGACGUGUUAAUUGUUUGUUUUGUGGAAGUCAGAAAGAGUGUCUGGUAUAGUGUGUCUCUGGGCAGGCGUGAUGUCUCCUCUACUCCUGGCUCUGCUGAGCUGCUCUAUAUAUAAGCUGUGAGGGUCCUCUGGGACAUUGUGCUUUGGGAUGGACAGUAGCAGUGAUGAGGCAGGGAGUGAAGGAGAGGAGGAGAGCCAGGUGAGUGCCAGUUUUGUUGAGCAGACAUUAUGACAUCUCUUUUGUCUCUAAUAGAAAGCCUCUAGAGCCACCAACACACGUAUUUUACAAUUCUGAUCAGAGAAUAUCUAGCUCCUGUGCAUAGUUCCUUCUACAUGUCGUGCAAUGCUGCAGACUGUUAGCACCGUGAAACUAAGAAUUACACGAGAAGUUAGACCAAGAAAUAGUUUUCGGAACAAGAUCUUUUGCUGAAUCUGUACAACUGCAAGGAAUGUUUUUUCCCUGUUUUUUUGGGGGGGUGUUUCAUUGUUGCUCUCCGGAGUUUGCAGUUAAUAUUGCUUAUGUGCCUCUAGUGGGUAUGUGUGUGUGUGUUAUAAUAUUUGUGUCAUAAAACUGACAAUAAAAAAAUCCACAGAGAUUAUUUUGUCCUGUACACAGAUUUGCAUAUUUGUAUUUUUUUUCCUUUAAAAUUAACAAGGAGGGGGGGGACUUUUUGAUUCUGCUGACUUGGAACUGUUCUACAUAUGACAUUAUAUCGUAUUACAGGAAUCAAAGCAGACAGUAGGGCAGAUUACAACACUUUGCUUGUUAUAAUUAAAUAUUCUGCUGUUAUAGAUAUCUGUAAAGACAAUAUUCUCUUUCAUUUGUGUGGAUGAGUCUUAUGUCCCAUGUAUAAUGUUGACACAUUUCUUAUACCGGUAAUGCUUAUUUGCAUAAUUAAUUACGUAUGUGUGACAUAACUGGACACAAAGUCACUGUAUGUUUUUUAACAUCACACGGAGUGACACAAGAGAAAAAUAAAACAUUUGGAUGGGGGAACAUUCCCUAAAUUACUAGAAAACUAUUUACAAUGUGUGUACUAUUUCUGACUGUGUGUGUAACCAUGUUUAGCAUUAAGUAUGUAUCCAGUUUCUGAGUGUGUGUCUAUAGCAGUGCAUGUCAACAUGUAUACUAUGUGUGUUUGUGGCAGUGUAUGUAUACUGUGUCUGAUUGUGUAUGUAGUCCUGUGUCUUAUUUAUAUUUAUAUAUAUAUAUAUAUAUAUAGUAUGUAUAGCAGUGUGUGUUAUUGUGUUCAUAUUGCCCGAAUGAGUGUGUUUAUAGCAGUGUGUGUACACAUGUCAUUGUUUGUAUAUGUUGUCUAAGUAUGUGUGAAGCAGUGUUUGCAUACAGUGUCUGAGUGUGUGUCAGUGUGUUUAUACUGUGAGUGUGUGCGUCAGUGUUCAUUCUCCUACAUGCAAUUUUCUGGUUGCAUUUACUCUUGACGAUAUGUCGCUGCAAGUCUGUUUGUUUAUCAGUGCACUACAAAAAUAAAGAAUUUAUAACAUCAACAACAAAAUAACCUUCAUGCUGUAUUACUGACAUGUUAUGCAGAGCAGGAGUAAUCAUAAGACUACUCUAAGGGGCUGCCUAUGGGCCGGGGGUUAGACAGGAACUCAGGAACCAUGUAUUUGCUUGGCCCCAUAAGCCAUUCUAUGCGAAGAAUUAAGUUGGGCCCAAGUUGGUAACCUGCCUAAGGAUGCCAUGGGAUCUUUAUCCUUCGCUGAUAUAAUUUAUUCUAAAUGUGAUUCUUUACACUUACAGUUUGUAUUGACUUUCAUUACUAUAUAUGAAGCAGAAUAGGUACUGAUGGUAUCCUUGUUAUUUAAUGUUUCAAAGAGAAUAAAAUAAAACAUAAAAUAAAAAUUCCAUGCUACAAUAAAACAGCAGUAAAGAUUAAUGAGCAAGAGAAAGUACAAAAAUAUAGGCAAUUUUUAUUUUGCCCACCAAGAUUUAUUCGAUUCCUUUUGUCCCAAUGCCCUUAGUAUCUGGUUAGUUAAAAACCCCCUCUGUAUAAAAUUGUAAUGUGUGUAAACCAUGUUCCUAUUAGACUGUGCCCUGCAGUUUUCCUCUAUUGAUUGAGGUAGGAAGCAGGAUGUGAGCACAGCUAAUGGGAUUAGACAGUGUAAAGGUCAGGCAGAAGGACACGUGCACAUAAUGUAUCAAUAUAUUAAUGGGACAUGGGUAAGAGAUGCUGUGGCGAAUCUGUCAGGCUGGAACAGAUAUACCACUGCAGACGAACUGAUUCAUAGUUUCGCCUAGUAACCAUCUAAAGGAAUACCAUAAUACAGCCCUUAGACAGCACGCCUAUGUCAUGUUCAACGCGUGUGAACUCUGAUGUAACAAAUGAUACUGUGGGGGAUAUGCAUGUGUACAAAGUGAUGGUUUAAUUCCAUUAUGUUAUUGUGUUUAUUAAAGAAUUCUAAAAGUGAUCUAAAAAGUGACAGUUUUCUUCACAGAAAAUUCCACCAAGUUUUGUAGAAAUUUCAAUAUCAGAAGAUCGGCAAAUUUAGAGCGGCAGAAAAAAAAAAGAGACGUGAAAAAGAACACUUUUCUGUUUAAAGAAGUGGCAGAAAGAUUGCUAAAUCCAUUGUUUUGCAGAAAAUACUAGGUAUAUAUAUAAAAUGAUGGUCAGGCACAAAAGAAUCAACAUAUGUAAGAACCUGACAGAUUUAAUAAACUGCGCCAAAUAUUUGCAGAAAAUUUGCGAUAUCGUUGCCUGCAACAUUUUGUUAAAUCUCCCUCAAUUAUUGCCAAUCUGUUUUGUUUUCAUUGGCAGAAUGAGCUUUUAGUGAAGCCACGUUGACUAUAAUGUAAUAACUCCAUAUUUGUUCCCCAGCAUUAUAUGUUACUAAGCAUAUUUUUACUAUAUUCAUUUGACUAAAUUCCAUUUACCUCUUUGUGGUUAUUUCUUUUUUACAAAUCAAUUGGCUGCCGUUACCUUGCUAAAGUUGAAAUUCGCAAAUUUAGCCUUCGCUUUAAUAACCUUUCCAAAUGAUUAAAUACGGUUAGAAACAUUUCCAAAUUAUUCAACAAAAUUCUCAUAGACUAUAAUGGGGAGUGCGGUAGAUAAAUCAUUUAGAAUGUUUUCUAACAGUAUUACAUCAUUUAGAAAGCAAAAAACAUGCAUUAUGAGAUAUCACCAGAAUUAAAUAAUUAUAUGUUCUACUUGGUGCCUGUCAUUUAGAAGGUUCAAAGCAUUGCGUUGUUCAGCUGAAUUAGAUGUACCAGUAUUCCAAUCACUUUCUGGGUAAUUAGAUUCCGCAAUGAUUAAAACUUGUCUCAGAUGUGUUGCUUGCUUUUUCGAUUUGUAAUAAAUGUCGAUCUUCACAAUCUAAAUCCUCAGCUGGUUUUUUAAAGAGCCUUUCAUGUCCUAAUUGAGCUUUUCCUAGGCAUUCAUGCUGCCAAUUUCUAUACUAGUAUGUGUUUCUCCACAAGUACAAAAGUAACCUAUACACAAUGCUCUAGUCCAGAGGUAGGCAACCUUUUAGUAGUACUGUGCCGAAACAAGAUAUUAAAGUCAUUUGGCAUGCAUGUCCUAUUUUGUUAAAUUGAGGUGUGUAUGUUGCUGUAUUCUGCUUGUGUGAUUUAUGGGUGUUGCAGUUGCCUUGUAGCAUUGUAUUUUUAUUUAUAUGGCCUGUUAUAUUGUAAAUGUUCAUGAAUAGUUUGUGGUAUCGUGUAUGAUACUUUUGAAUGGGGGCUGUGUAUGGGGGCUGCUUGUGGAAUUGUGUGUAUGGAUGAUAAGUCACAUUGUGUGUAUAUGUGGUAUUGCAUGUGAGAGGCUGCUUGUGGGGUUGUGUGUGUGUGUGUGGAUUGCGGGGAGUGUGUGUGGGCUUUUUGUAUUGGUAUGAAGUGGAGACUUAUUCUGCAGCUUUGUGUAUAUCUAGCAGUGAGAGUGACUUCCCUGGGGUCCAGUGGGGUCCAUACUGACCAAGUACAGGUCAAGGGCAGGAGCUGCUAUAGUUGCUGUUGACCGCUCUACUGCAAUGUGGAUUCCCACUCACAAGUUCGGAAGAGGAAGUGAUCUGAGAUCACUUCCUCUAUGUGCUGCAAUACAUAAAUUGAUGAUUAUCCUUCACCACCUGCAAUUACCGUUUGGUUUGCACUAGCAGAUAUCUAAAGUUCCACUGGGACUCCCGAUAGGCCAGAGCCUGUUUGUCUCUGGUGGCCUCGAGUGCCAUAGGUUGCUGACCCCUGCUCUAGUCCUUUGAGACAAAGAUAUAAAAUAUGGGUUCCUGACUUUUUGCUUCCAAGAGAGACCUUGGGUAAUGGAAACCUGAAUUGAGUUUCUCAGCUGUUGUGAAAAAUGUAUUGGAGGUGGGUAAUCAAAUGCUGGCAGAAUUGAAACAGUAUUCUAAACGUACAAUGUAGAGCCUUUUCUUUCUGGAUUGUCCCGGAGUAUUUCCAACCUAUAUAUCCUAUCUGGCAAUUUCUAGUAGACAUUCUUCAAGAUCAUCUAUUCAGAGCAGAAUUAACCACAAGGUGACCUUAGGCAGCCACCUAGGGAUCGGGGAUUAGACAGAGUCACAGACUCAUAUAUGAAGAAUGAAAGAGGGGCUCCAAACUGGUACCCUGCCAAGGGCCCCAUGGGAUCUUAAUCCUUUUUUGCAUCUGUUGCAAUGUCCCUGAUUCUGCAAUACAGGCCUCCUAAUAGGUGGAUUAUUGCUGUGCCUGGGGAAUAGAAGUAAUGUCAGGUUCCAUUCAGUGUAAUUAACAUUGAAUGUAUUGAUUGUUUUCCUAGCUUGUGUGUGCAAUCUCGCUUAACGUACACCGUCAAUACUUUUCCAUUUAAUGUUUCUGUUAACAAAGGCUUAAAACAUUAACUAAUAAAGCAAUGUUGUGCAGAUUCUUUUAUUGACGUAGCGGUCAAUGAAUAAUCAUCUUUAUAUCUGUCUAUCAGCAAAGUAAACACUGCCUGCGAUAUUUAUGUCGGCAUUAAAUAAAUGUGAAAGUUUCUCACCAGCAAGGAAUGUAGUGAAACAGAGAUUUUCUCUGGGCUGUAAUUCUGGUCUAAUUCUAGUGCAAAUAUGUGAGAUAUCCAGGUACCUUCACUACAUUUUGGCAGUCCGAACAAUGGGUGACACUUGUAACGGAGCUCCCUGUACCCCUGGCUGGGUACCUCCACCAAGGACCGUUUCCUAGCUAGAGCAGGGGACAAACUGCAGCACUUCUGCCCACAGUCGCCAUGGCUUCAGUAGCGUCCUGGAACCGCUCCCUCCUGGAGCCAAAUGGGGAACUUGCUCUAGCCACCCCCAGGCACUGGACGACACUCAGUCCUGGGAGCGCUAGUCCUUACAAGGACUUUCCCCAAUGAAUCCUCCACACUGGAACAGUGAUUAAAGAAUAGCCCUUUCCCCUCCCAGUAACCAUAGUUCUGGGAGUACAAGCUGUAAUACGUUUAAUCUGGCCAGAUGGCCUGCUUUUAUACAUUUUCAAAUACAAUUGAGUACGCCCAUGACACUCCCACAGAUAAUCCCUCCCCUAUGCAUGGGAGAUAAUUGAGUCAGGAACUGUACAAAACUCAAUUAUCUCCCGGCACAAAAAACACAAAUUUCACAGACACCCCAAAAGUACCAUUAAAAAUAUAAAAACCCCACAAAAGUUACAUCCCCUGAUAGCCCGAUCUGGGUGACCAUCAUAUCCAAAAAUCAUCAAGAUUGGUUCAGGGGUUUAGGAUUUUCCUGGAAGUCUUAAUUUGACCGACCGCACACGAGGCUCCUGCCCAAAACAGUUCCAUAAAAUCAGGGCUAGUGGUCGAUCUAGUUCGGUAGAUUAAAAACGAACAAACUACAGAACAUAGUCAAUAUUCUUACCCUGUAGCUUGUUCCCCUUAUUCGUGGGAACGUUUCCACUGAACAGUGUCUUCCUAAGGAUUAUAAAACCGAACAAAGACAAUCAUGGAAAUCCAUCUGUGUUCGGGAGUUUCAGUGUCCGAAAAUAGUUCCAUGAACUCGACGACCAAACACCGCUGCCUGCGUUCAUGCGAACAAGAUGGCUGCCACCUCGUGGUCGUCCAUAGGAAAUGCGGCCAUGCAGACGAACACUUAGAACACUGCAGUGGAAAUUGCUACAAAGUAGCAAUUAGGCUUAAACUCCCGGGUGGAAUAAUUUCACAUGGUAUCGCAAAACUUUGGUACCCCAGCAAAAAAAAUGUGUGCCGUAGAGUAGCGCAGCACAAACCUUUGAAUGAGCAGACUGUAAUGUUCUCUUUUGCUGGUAAAUUCUUUUUUUAUCUGGUUUAAUUGUUGACAAUUGUAAUCUAAAUCUGCAGUUGCUUCAAGUCAAUUUCGAUAUUUUGGUUUUGUUGCAGAGUAAAGCAAGAAUCCGAGUAAAGCGAUUUUCACAUAAGUAUGUGCUGGCGAAUGGUAGUAGACAAUUGCCCACUUGGACAAUUCUGGGUAUUCUUCGCGUAAAUCACCCCAAAAGGCAAUAAGAGAAACUUCUUUACAUUUUUGGCUUAGUUGACUGUCAGAAGUUAUAUCGAUCAGAUUCUCAAAAUCUACAUCAGAAAAAUGGUCUGGCUUGUCUUUUAUGAAUGGAUUUCGAACCCAGUCAUUAUUGUUUUCAUUCAAAAAUGGAAAAUAUUGAUUAAUAGAUGUGAUUAAAUGACAAAGAUGCGAAUUUCAUCUUCAAUUUCUGAUUCUUCAAGAAAAUCCUUAAGUGUUGGCAAAGAGUUCAAAUUAUUUUGCUCAACAGAUGAGGUCCAAAACUGCAGCUUAUGAGGCAGAAAAAUAUUUAAUCUCUUGCAUUAAAAAUAUUAGUGUUUUUUCCUUGGAGUUAUAAACAUACGUCAUUUAAUUUUGUUAAUAUGUCUGCAAGAUACGCUACUUUGGAUAAUCACAGAGUGUUUGUUAAUCGAUCAGAUAAUCCAAAUUUAUGAUCCUGGAAAUAUGCAAACAACUCGACGCAAUUCAAACAUUCUAACAAGGACUUUACCUCGUGAUAGACAACGGACUUCUGAAUACAAAAGCAGAGCAGAGAGGUGACUACACAUAUCUUUACAUAUAAUUUAAAUAGUCGACUUUUUAUAAAAUUAAUAAUCUGGACCGAUUAGUCUAGCACAGUUUUAAGUGAGACUGAAAUAUUUUUAGCCACCAGUGCAUGUCUGAAGAACACAGUGAGAACUGGUGCUGUUUUUGCUACAUUUCUUAUUUGUGUCACAGCGCCUGCCACAUUUCCAACCAUUGCUUUGGAACCAUCACUGCACACAUCUACACAUUUGUCCCAAUUUAUACUGUGUGUGUUCAUAACCUUCUGGAUACAGUGAAAGAUGUUCUCACCAGUGGUAUGAGUUUUCAAAGUUUCACACAGAAACAACUCUUCAACUCAAAAUUGUAUCUAGCAAAAACCAACAAAAUUGAAGGUCCUGCAACAUCUGUGGACUCGUCUAAUUGCAGUGAGUACCGAUCACAUUGAUGCAGUCAAGAAAUUAGUUCAGUAUGGAUGUCAUCAGCAAGAUCAUGAAUAGGGCGCAAAACUGUGUUGUUGGAAAGUGACACAGCUUCAAUUUUUUUUACUCAACUUCUCACUUAAAAUACAUGACACUAUUUAUUUUGCACAUGGUUUUAUUAGUGAUUCCCCAAUUGUGUGUGCUUCUCCUGCAAGUGCUAUGCGGUAACUCACUCUGUAAGAAGCCUCUGUGGCUUUUUCUUUAGCAUUUUGACAUUUUUUGCUCAUAAAUUGUUUAAUCUUCUGAUACUCCUUUAGCUUUCGCUUAAAAAAGUGAAUGUCUUUAUCUUUGUACUCUGCGUGGUUUUGCUCAAAAUGACAACGCAAUUUAGCAGGUGCUAAUGAAUUGUUUGGCAAUAUUUUAUUGCUAAGUACGCAUUGUGCUUUAGGACAAUCUUCAUUUCUGGCACUUGUGAAUCCAAAUGACAAGUAGCUAUCAUCAUAUUUUCUUUUCUUUGUUUGAAUAGCAUUAUGUGCUUUUCUUUUUUUCUUUGACUUGUCACUUGUCUCUGCUAUUUGAGGAACAGUAGAUACAACUAUUUUGGGCAUGUUUUCUGGAUUUUUUUACUUGUAUUUUCUUUCUCAGUUUCUAUAAGUGCCGAACAGGUAGAAGUAGAGUCUUUCAAUGCUCCUGACAGAGCCUUUUAAUGUCCCUAACAGAGAAUUGCAAUGCCCCUGACAGAGCCUUUAAUGUCCCUUACAGAGCCUUUUAAUGCCCCUAGCACAGAAUUUUUAUGCCCCUUACAGAGUCUUUCAAUUCCCUUGACAGAGCCUUUUAAUGCCCCUACCAAACAGAGCUUUCUAUUUCACUACCCAACAGAGCUUUCUAUGUCCCUACCUAACAGAGAUUUAUAUGUCCCUACCCAGCAGAGCUUUCUGUCUAUGACAAAAACAGGGCUUUAACUAUCAGCUCCACUCUCUAUCACUCCUCUACCACAAGUGAUAGAAAAUGGCUGACGGCAGGGCUGGCUGGUGGCUGGGCGGGCUGGCUGACUGCUGGGCUUUCUCACGGACGAGCUACGUUUAAGUGGCUGUCUAAUAGCAGGGUGGGCGCUAGGGCGGGCUCUGAUGGCAAGGCGUGCUGAGGGCAAGGUGUGCUGUCAGCAAGGCGGGCUUACGGUAGAGCUUAAAAUCGCGCUCCCGCAAUCUCUUAUGAGAUCACGGUUGUGCUAUUUCGGCUGUUUCCGACCUUCCGAGAACAGCAGGUAGCAGCGGCCAUUGGGGAUGUGGCAAAAUGGAGCGGAACACCAAUUUUGUUCUAGGGUUCCACGGAACACCAAUUGGGAAACGCUGGUCUUUAUAGUCUAAGAAAGUCCUUGGUGCAGAGGAUGAUAUAUUGACAGCCAUAGCAUCACUUGGUGGAAACAAAGCCUAUCCUUGGACCCAGAGAAAGUGUUCAAUAGAGCAUUGUUGCCAUAUUUGUUCUGACUGCUACAGCACUGAGGUUUCACAGGAAAGUACAUUACAUCCAUACUAGCCCUAUAUAGGUCACCUAAAGCUCAGAUUAUCUCACCUAACAACAAAUUGUCUCCUUUCCCUUGUCUAUUGAAACUAGGCAGAGGUGCCCUCUGUCCCCACAUCUCUUAGCACUUUCCCUUGAAUCCCUCUUGCAUCUUAUUAGAACAAACCCAAACAUUACGGGGAUAACAAAUACAAAUGGCACAGUGAGUGACUACAAUAGCUCAAACACCCAUGUGGUAUCCCCUAUACCAACACAAAAAUACAUACAAUGCAGACACAAUGGAGCCAGGUUCCUAACUGGCUCUGAUUUUGUGAGUGUUUCCUUGCACAUAUUGUUCUUUUAUAUUUAUUGUAAAUUGUCUACACUAUUUUGUGUAUCUCUCUAUCUCUGCAGUAUUAUAUUGAGAAGAGGAGAGAAUAGCAUUGCUCCAACCAUUGUGUCUGCAUUACUGGGAUAACAUUAGCUGGUACGUGCUGUAAAGUAUCAGCAUAUGCUGUUAAUAUCUUACUCACAAUCCUGGACCCCUCCAGGUCUCCACCUCCCCUGCUUGAGGCAAACUUGCAGUUUGGAACCUUAUCUGGCUACAAAGUUAGUUUUGACAAAUCCUGUAUUAUGCCCUUCCAUGGUCCAGCUCAGGGCGUGACACAGUUGAGGUCUUAAUAUGGAUUCCAGACUCAAAGCAAGGCCUUUAGAUACCUAGGCAUUCAAAUUACUGCAAAUCCGGACCAGUUAGGUUCAGUUAACUAUGGCCAGCUAUUUUGGACCGCAAAAUUUGUUAAUUUGUUUGUUUUUCCUUCUUCUUCUGUAAUUCCUUUCUUUACCCGUGCCUGUGAGGCCACAUUUUGUGGUGCUUCUGUAGUUAUUGCUUUCUUUGGAUGUGUAAUAAAUUCUUCUUAUUCCCCUUUCUGUGAUUUUGCCAGUUGAUGGAUAUAUACGUCUUUUGUAUAUAUAGUCUUGGGUCAAAGGCUUGCUACAUUAAUAUACAUCUAUAUUAAUGAAAAGUACUAAUACAUGAUCUGACUUACGGUUUCUUCAGGUUUAUUCUUAGUUACUGAUACAUAAUAAAACAACAAAGGAUGUUACAUGAUCAUGGAUGUUCAACAGCAGAUGGUAAUUGCUGGAUUCCUGAAGGGAGCGUUACAUCAUUACAUCGAGAAAGAGAGACAGAGAGCAAAAGAGAUCUCGUGUCCCUUAAGUUAUUAUAUAGAUGUUCCCAUACUGACGUCAGACUAUAACUCUAGCCAUAUAAGGACAAGACCCCCAACCCACAUUCCAGAGUUCUCAUACAAGAAAACCUUGUGACUUAUACCAUCUGUUACUUAUGUCAAUCCUCACAUCCAUAUAUAAUCAAUAGAAACAUAGAAUAUGCAAUAUUCUACAGGAUUAUAGCUGUCAUCUGAGCUGCAAUCUCUCAAGCUCCACUGACUACUAAAAACUGAGCAUUGAUCUAUUUAGUGUUUCUAUAGCGAAUAUUCUCUUUACCCGGUCACAGAGUGUUGGUGAAUGGUCUUCUCUAUGCACAACUGCACUUGUGUCAUAUAACUAAAAUUAUAUCAAAGAAUGUAACAUUGGCUUAAGUGCAUUAUCAGAUUUAUUGGCCUGGAUGUGCCAGCCUGAUUCAAUUUCUCAUGCAUAUGUACAUUUAUUAUGUCCACAUUUUAGAAAAUCACAAAACAUAAAAUUAGUUUAAAGGAACUCCUAUGAUACAUAGACAACUGUUUAAGAACCAUGAUUUUGUGUGCUUCAAACAAUAAUUCCAUUGAUCAAUUAUUUUCCUUUAUAGUGAUAAUAUAAUAUGUAAAAAUAUAACACAACUAAAUGAUUCCAUGUUUGUCUUUAACUUGACAGAUCCGACAUUUCUUACGCAAUGAUUCAGAAGAGGCAGAGUUGGCAGAAAUAAUACGAGGAUUCCCUGGGGAGAGUCCUAAGAAGGCCCAAGUUCUAGAGGAGAAGACAUUGAAGGAACAGGAGGAAAGGCUUCAAAGGGAGCAUCAAGAAGAGGACGUGAGACUGCGACAAGAACACCAUGAAGAGAAGCUACGGCGACAGCAACAUGAGGAGGACGAAAAGCUCCGCAGAGAACUGCAAAGAGAGCAGGAGCAGCCCUUCUAUAGGGAACAUCAGGAUGAAAAGCUACAUAGAGAGCAGCAUGAUGAGGAGAGGCUACGCAAAGACCUCCUGCAAGAAGUAAAACUAUGCCAAGAACAGCAAGAGGAAGGAGAAAGAGAAACAAAGCAGAGCGAUCAACAAAGAUACCAUUUAGAUCAAGAGGAGAAGUAUUGUAAGGAGCUUGAGAAGCAUUUCUACAACAAUGGUUUCCCAUCACACAUAAAUUCAGAGUUUUCCAAGGUUGCUCGAUACGGCAAGGAGGACUUAGAAGAAGGACUGGCUUAUAGUCAGACUCUGCCUGUCAGGCCCCCAAGAGCUGGCUGCCCUCCUCUGAUGCCUCCUCAUAGCCCUUCCAGACCUAAAAGUCCAUGGGGUAAGCUUGACCCAUAUGACUCGUGUGAGGUAAGAAACAAAUUAUACUUAGGGCGCAAGUUUUUUGAUAAUCGUCCAAAGUUCUAUACUGCAUUGAAAAUAGUUUUUUUUACUUUCAAAUGUUACUAUUCAUGGAUUUUGAAAUUGAAAAAUGUUGAAACUUAGCACUGUAUAUAUACACAGCGCCAGAAUAAUGAAAAUUAGAUUUUAUUUAUAGAAGAUAUACUUAUAUCUGUGUCUUUUCAUACAAGCCCUGAUCUGUUUUCAAAGCACAUUCUAAAAACUAAAUCUUGAGUAUCCUCUGCUUUAUUGUUUCCAUGAAUAGCUACAUAUAAACCCAAUACUAAGCAUUUGUUUAAUAAAAAACACCCAAUUUCCCAUAAUGUUUCUAAUCUUUUAAAUGCGAACGUCUAUAUAGGAGUUGUGAUCCUUGUCUGCAGAUAGCACGGUCCUCUUGGGUAAACAACAGGCACAGUCCUUUGGUUUGCAUACAAUCCAGGCAGUUUUAUUGUUAAACUCCACCACAGCUACUGCAGCAAAUGAAAAAACAACAAUAAGACAAAUCCCUAUAAACAAAAUCCUAGCUCGUCUGAGCACUAACUAACAUCAGAUUCCAUAUCUCUCAGGGGGUUAAACUAGAACAAAAUAAUAUUUGGGUUCACCAACCUAGUGCCUUUGUCAGAUCUCUGCACUACACACUCAGUUAGCAUGUGUCUUCCAUUCCUUCUAGAAAGAAACAAAAUUCUCUCUCUUUUCCGCACUCCAGUGCUCUCAGCUAGCCUGCUGCUUUCCUUCUAAACUCCCAGUGCUCCAAGCCAGCCUUAACUGCUUUCCUUCUGCACUCCCAGUGCUCCAAACCAGCCUUGACUGCUUUCCUUCUGCACUCCCAGUGCUCCAAGCCAGCCUUGACUGCUUCCUUCUGCACUCCCAGUGCUCCAAGCCAGCCUUAACUGCUUUCCUUUCUGCACUCCCAGUGCUCAGUCUCCUUGACCCUCUCACAGGAGAGAACAGCGUCUUUCCUACCUGCUUCCAGGGAGGAAGCCAGCAAUCCCCCUUUAUCUGCCUAGCAGGGAGGGGUUUAUUCCCACUGCUACAGCUGAUUAUCUGCAGCUGAGCAGUGGGUUGGAGACAGUUCCAAAAAACUCUGGAGUGGACCUUAUUUCUCCCAGUUGUGUAUAAACUAAGGAGUGGAGCAUUGGCCCACCCUGCUCUCCAAAUGCUCCACCCCAGGGGCCCAUAACUAAACAUAGCUUUGUGUUGCACACCACACAUACAACACAUACUUCCACUGGGGUUAAAUGUUAAAGGCCUCUCUGCCUUCACUUUAUCACAGAGUGUUCUAAAUGUUGUUUCAUUAGUUAUACCUUGAUGGUAUCUAAGUCGCUUCCAAGUCCUGAUUGGUGGUGCAGUGGAACUGAAAUGGCAUUAAAAGUUAGUUUCAGGACAUGUCACCCUAAAUUCACUAUCAAAUUUGUCAAAUGAGUUCAAGUUCAGUGUUGAUCACAUUUGUUCAUGUCAAAAAGUGUUUUAUAAAGCUCGACAGAACUUGGGUGAAAAUUCAGCAUACCUUUAAGUAAACAUAGGUCCCAACGUGUGGUUUAAAUAUGUGAUGUUAGGUGAAUGGAUACUCAAAACAUUUACUGGCCCUCACUUGUAUGACAUCAUUAUCUGAGGGUUGGGGCUUAUUGCUGCAGUCAUAAAAAGGAAGACAGGGACAGGGGACCUACUCUCAUCAAAACCUAUGCAAGGAACAAAUGUUGCUAUGAUGCUUGUAGUGUCCCUUUAAUUAGACUUUUCAAUUGUAGGAGAUCAUGACUUUUACCAUAAAAGUGAAAUAAUAUUAAAUAUCGUUAAAUAUUAAAAUAACCUAAAAUGAAUGGGGUGGUUAAUAUCAUAAAAUCGUAUUGUAAUCAAAGAUAUCUGCUUUUAUUUUUAGCAAAAAGUGUAACAUUUCCAUAUAAAUCACAAUGCAUUGAUUUAAUGUCACCUAUUAUCAGUGUGAAUCCAUGCCCUGCAGAGCUAUUGAUCCCACUGCAUUGCCCUAGAAAUACAGACUGGUAGUAAAUAUUUUAGCACAAAUCAUUAUUUAUGUAAUUAGAACCCUCACGCCACCGCUAAAGGCAAUUAGUGUGCCAGUGUUCCAGUUUUAUGAAGGGGUGGGGGGGUUGGGGGAGGAGGGAGAAUAUAACAACAUCUUGUCUCAGCAAAUCCAAUGUGUUCCUAUAAUGCAUUAGGAGCCUAUGGAGCAAAACGCAGCUCUGCACCAAUCAGCAUCUCCUCAUCGAUUGAAUCAAUUCAUCUCUAUGGGGGAGCAUUCAGGAACGUAGGUGUUGCACACUGAGCAGCACUGACACGGGAAGAACAUCUAGAUUAAUAAUGAAAUUAGUGAUGUAUUUGUAUCUGAGAUAACACAAUUGUAAGUAAAAUGACACCAAUAUACCAAUGGGUGAAAAUUCAGACAGAAAUUACUUUAUAACUCCUCUCUAGUACACAUAUUUUAUUCAAAAUGAAAAUAGGUGAUUUAGAACUACAGCUCCCAUAAACCUAUAUUGACCAAAAAGGCAGCAAUUGGUUGAUGGAGGAUCAAGGGAAAUGUAGUUUAGUAACAGCAUGAAGUCAACGUUUGGCUCCUAUUGUUGUCUACAGCACAUGUAGAAAUUAUGUUGUAAGUGAUGCUUGCAUUUCUGUUCACCGCAGGAAGAUAGAGACUAUGUGGGCUUUGCCACCCUCCCCAACCAGGUGCACAGAAAAUAUGUGAAGAAAGGCUUUGAAUUCACAUUAAUGGUUGCAGGUAAGAAUACAUUUAUCAGUUAGUGACAGCAGUGACACCCACACAUGUCAACUCUCAGCAGAGAAAGAGUAGAAUGUUAUAUAUUCUGUAUGGAGAUACACUAAGUGAAAGACAGGUACAUGUGAGUCACUUUAGAUUCCAUAUUGCCCUUUCCAUUUGUGUAAUAGCUAGCUUGCUUCACCUAGAGCUCUGUGCUAUGACACUUAAAAUGACACCAUGCUGAACUGUUGGAAAAAUGUGUCAAGUAAAAGGCAUGUGAUAUAAAAUACUGUAUCAUAAAGAUAUAGUGAUGUUAAAAAAAGGCUCCUCUGAAACUUGGUUCAAAGGAGAGAUUUAAAAAUAUAGUGAAAAAAAUUAAUAAAACCAUGUCAGACAGUAGUGGUUUUGGAAGUAAAAACCCCUGUCGAUAAAUAAAAUGUACUCGCAUGGAAAUGUAGGAUAAGAAAAUCCCAACUCGUGUCGGCCACCGUGUCCAAUCAAACCUCUAAAGAAAUGAUCAAAUUCACCUAAACUCGGAACAACGAAAGUUGCUUUAAUCACUUCUUAACGAAAACAAAGCCAGUUAAGGAAUUUUGCUAGGUCCUAAACCUUCAUUAUAUGUUUACAUGUUCUGCAACAAGAAGUGUCUAAGCUUAAUCAUAUUUGACCUGAUGGGGGUUGACUAUGGGGAGUUUGUCCUUGAAAGAAGAUAAGCAGCUAGAUAUCCUUCGUAGAGAUUUUGUUUCAAAAAGCUGGCCGCCAUCUAGUUAUAGAGGACAGACAAUUGGUGACAUGGUCCAGGAUGGAAAGAGAGAGUAUUCUCAGUACAUAAGUGAUACUAAAAUCCACAGAAGAUUAAGUAGCUAUGAUAGGAAUGGUAGAAUAGGAUAUUCCAGAAGAUCAAUGCAAUAUCAAUACUACGUAUCACUAUGAGUGGCAAAUCCUACAUAUGGCCUUCCAUCAUUACGGUUUGAAUUGAAGACGGGGCUGACAGACUGCUAGGCCUAGCACACAGUUUCUCUGGCACACCGUCAUGCCUCUGGCAUCUAGCCAUCAUUUAACUGAAAAGAAAGAUAAAGGUUUUAUGUUUGUCACAUUAUUGCGUGAGUAAAGACAUGAAGCGUUAUAGUGGGACCUUACGUCUUCUCCCGGUUUCUUAUAUUCUGAUAAUAUUAUUAUAAUGUUAUAUUGUCUAUGUAAUUAAAUAAUAAGCAAUGGCAAUACUUUACAGUAUGACAUCCUGAAACUGUAUGUUUAAAAUAAUUCAUUUGCCAAUUUCCUGUAAUUAACUAUUGUACCCUGCAGUUUAUUGUGUUCCAGUACAAGUGUACAUCGUUUGAUAGCGUCUCUCAAGUUGGCCCAUAAACUGAAAAUCACCUGUCUUUCUUGCAGGGGAGUCAGGGCUCGGAAAGUCAACUCUGAUUAAUAGUCUCUUCCUCACGGAUCUAUAUCGUAGCCGCCAGAUUCCAAGUCCAGAAGGUAUGUUGCAUGGUCAGUGAUAUCUGCUAUUCUUAUUUCUACUGUAUCAAAUGUAGUGCUUUACUUUGGUUGCAACAUUAGGGAGUAUAACUUUUUGGGGUUUGUAGCAAAUUGAAGACUAAAUUGUUAAAUGUAGGGUAAAAUAUCCAAAUAGCUGAGUUGGAGAAUUUUACUAAAUCAGCAGUUUCUUUGCCUAAAUAUUUCGCAUAGGUUUUUAAUGAACUAGGUUACACUGUUUAGUGUGUGAACUCCUUUGAUAACAGGCGUGCCAAUUAAACACCCUUACUGGGCAUCCAUGACGAGCGACACUGCAAUACCAUGUGUUUUUAUGUUCACAGAGGAUAUUAACUGUACACAUUCACCUGCAGAAUGCGUAACACAGACAGUGGAGAUUGUGAAGCAGACAGUUGACAUUCAGGAGAAAGGCGUCAGACUGAGACUAACAGUGGUGGACACACCAGGUUAUGGUGAUGCCAUAAACAACGAGGAGUGGUAUGUGCAUCCGUGUACAUUAUUUUUCUAUUUCCUUCAGUUACUUUUUACUUUGUGUGUAUGUCCAUUGAUUUCAAAACCUACAGCCCAUCAUCUUACUGAUGUGAUAAUUCUAAAAGCAUUAUGUUCCUAUGAAAUAAAGGAAUCUCUUUUUUAUCCGGGACUUCUGGUUAAAGAUAAAUUUGAAUGAGUCUUUUGUUUUUGUGGAAUGGAAAGCAGACUGUAAAAUGUUACUUAUCCCUCUCAUUCCAAUGGUUUCUUAGAAACCCAGUGCUUUAUUUACUAAAAUCUGAACUGUAGACAUUUGAAUUGGGACAUCCCAAUUAACAAAUCCAUGCUAAAAUAGCUGAUUUGGAAAAAUUCUCAAACUAAAUUAUAGUCAUGAAUCAAAGAAAAAAACAGGUCACACCUUACAGGAUACAUAUAGUGCAUAAUUAUACCAUGUAUAUAUACAUAUAUAUAUAUAUAUAUACAACCAAAUUUAAAAAAAAAGACCUGUAGAUAUUCAAAUCUUCAUCAGUCAGUGAUUUUUAGAGCGUGAUAGUCCUCAGUUGUGACAUAAAAUAGGGGGGCAAUGUAACAUCUGAGGUCUAUUACACUCUAAAGAUCAAGAUUUGGACAUUACCAGGUCUCUAUUGAUUUUAGUUUUAUACAAAUUGUAUGAUUUUGCACUAUAUGUAUCCUGUUAGGUGUAAUUUUCUUUAUAUUUGUAUUUUGAUUGUAGUUCUUUUGGGUGGAGAGGGAACACUAAAUUUCUGUGUUUGCUUCCUCCCCUUACUUCACUACAGUUAUAUAGUGUUUGACCUAUUUAAAUUAUAGUCAUUGCUUAGUUACAUAGUUACAUAGUUACAUAGCUGAAAAGAGACUUGCGUCCAUCAAGUUCAGCCUACCUCACAUUUGUUUUUUGCUUUUGAUCCAAAAGAAGGCAAAAAAACCCAGUUUGAAGCACAAUUUUGCAACAAGCUAGGAAAAAAAUUCCUUCUUGACCCCAGAAUGGCAGUCAGAUUUAUCCUUGGAUCAAGCAAUUACCCUAGUUAUUUUUUUAACAAUUUGUAAUUGGGUUUUGAGUUUGCUGCAAUGUUCAGUUUAGUGAGUUAACUUUCCUGUAGAGAUGUCAAUAAUAAAACAUUUGACUAUCUUGAUGUCCUGAAAGCUACAUCAUCAUAAACUGCCAAAAUGAUGUAGUAUUUGUGUAUGCAUUUCUACACUAUUUUUGUGGACUGUUUAACAUAAGUUCACGGUGAGCUAUAUACAGUACAUGAGCAGAGAACAUAGCAUUAACUGUUGGAAUUGUUACAAAAUCUCCAAUUAGCCUUAAUUGUCUUAAAUUGUCUUAAUUGACCCUUAGCUGGAAGCCAAUAUCAGAUUACAUUGACCAGCAAUUUGAGCAAUACUUCAGGGAUGAAAGUGGAUUAAAUCGCAAGAAUCUCCAGGACACUCGUGUGCAUUGCUGUCUGUACUUUCUGUCACCUCUCGGACACGGGUAUGUACAAUAAAGUGUUCUACAUUUUACGUCUGGAUUUAUUUAAUACAUGAACUCUCCCUACAAUGGCAAAUGGAAAUGGAAAAUUUCAGGCUAAAUAACAAAUCUAUGAUUUUUUUCACUCCUUGUUUAAUGCACUCCAGGAUUACCAAAAAUAUAUAAUUAAAAAAUGUAUCUAAAAUGUAUCUAAUCCUUUUGCUGUAGGUAAAUUUAAUCAGGUUCCCUCUCUGGGUUUUGUUAAAUUAACUGAAAUCGUAAGUACCGGUAAUAAUUGUCUAAUUUCCACAAAUUGGAAGAAUUCUCCAACCCUUUAAAAAAAUUUUUUUUUAAAUAUAGAAAUAAUAUAUUGUGAAAACAUAGUAGUGAAUUCAACGAUGCCACUGAUUUUGAACAUUUCCCUACUUUUCGGUUUGCAAACUAGAACCUUCUUCCAGUUGUAUGUUGGAGCUAGAACACCCCUGUUUCUGACAGUUAAAUUCUGAAACUGCUUUUGGACCACAGAGGCAGUGUGGUCAAACACUAUUAUGUAUACUGGUAGACUUAACUGGGAACUCUGCGGAUUGCCCACAACAGAAAAAAAUGCCUCUAGUCUAGAGCAUGUCAACAGAUAAUUACAAUGAGUUGUGAUACAGUGUAUUUGAGCAAAUGUUAUCUCUAGGUGGUCAGCAUGGUGCCAGUAAAUCUGUCCCCAUCUUGCAGAGUCGUACCCCAUAUAUUGCUUUAUUUUAGGGCUUCCAUGUUCUGAUAAAGGACUGAAAAGGCCAUUAUUUUCUAGACCACAUGGAAUGGAAUUUACAGUAAAUGGGACGUAUUUUUAGAUCCUCACCAAAGAAUAUUUUUUUUUUCCCUAAUGUGGUCAAAGUACUGAAAAGCAGUCUUUGAUAGAAUAAGGUCACUCUUAAUUGAGAAGGUAUAUUCUCCAUAAGUCUAAAAACAAUCAGUUCACGUUCUGUCUCCUACAGAGAUUGAGCAAUCUAAACUGUCAAUAUUUAUUCCUGUAGAAUGCGUCCCCUGGACAUAGAGUUUCUCCGCGCACUCCAGGAUAGAGUGAAUAUUGUGCCAAUCCUGGCAAAAGCUGACAGCCUGACACCUACAGAGCUGCUGCAGAAGAAACAGAGGGUGAGUUCUAAGAGUCUUUUAAAGUUCUGUUCAAGGGUUCGGACACCAUUUGCCCCUUAGACUCUACACUUGCCAAUCAGGGAGGCCAUAUCCCUGGAACACAUACUGCACAUGUGGCAACUGAAAACAAGCUGUGGGCAUUACUGCAUAUAGGACAGAUGAUGUUUAUUGGGAUCUUUGUGAACCUUGGUAUUUAAUCUCAUUAUGUCAGAUAAAGGCAAUGAGGCUUCUUUGCAGGUCCUUAAAAAGAAAUGGUUUCACGUGAUUAUUAUUUAUUUAUAAAGAGCAUUUUCCACAAGACUGAACCAGGGCAUUACAAAUCCAAACAAGGUACCAAUGUCAUAAGCGAGAUACUACUAACCCACUAAAGACCUUGUAAAAUACAGUGGAACAAACCAAGGAAUAUUUACAACCGUGUAUAUUUACUUGCUGUCUUUUCAGCUUUAUGUAACAUGGGAAAAUGGUUUAAAAAUGAUGAUGAUAAUAUAAAAAAUCUAAAAGGUACAGUUGGGUGCAUUCAUUAGACUAAAGAAAAGAGUUACCUGUGCACUACCCCAAAUCCCUAUACAUAUUUAGACACAUUGAGGAUUUUUGUUUCACUCCAAUGGCCAUUAGGUGUAAGCCCACCUGCCACAUCAAGGCAAACCUCUUAGGGGAGUCCUACACUAACAAUUCACCUUGCUUCCUUCAGAAUCAUGCAAAAAAAAUCUCUUAUGAGACAGGGGUAUUUUUCCAAGCCCCUACAUAGAUGACUGACAGCAACAGUUAAUGCAAACUCCAAACAAAUAUAUUGCAAUAAAAUAAACAUGAGAACAAAUCUUUAACUGCUACUGUACUAGCAAUGAUCCUUUCAGCUAAAAAAACAAAAUUCCACCACCCUAUACAUUUAACUUCCAACAAAAAGUAUUGAAAUAUUAAAUAGAAAUAGUGCGUGGGUAGUACUGCUACAAGGGGUAUCAUUUACCCAGCACCAUGUGAUUAUCAGCCCACUCAAUGUUGUAUAGUUUAUGUUCAUGCAGCUUCCAUUCAUUUUUAUAGGACAUUGUAUGGGGGAAGCACUGAGUUCAUGUGCCAUGAUAUAUAAUUCAUUAUAUUCACAUUACUUGUAGAUUCGAGAAGAGUUGGAACACUUUGGGAUCCGGAUCUAUCAGUUUCCUGAGUGUGAUUCAGACCAGGAUGAGGACUUUAAAGUCCAGGACAUGGAACUGAAGGUGACCAGCUGUCAAGUAAACUAUAAACAGUAAUGUAGCAUGGGGUACAAGGAGCCUGACUACUUGUAGUUUUAAAAUAGAGAUGGAUUUAUUUUAAAUGUAAAUAGAAAAAAAUCUUUAAUGGUCCUGAAAGCCUGUAUUGUUUGAUACAUGCAACAAUGACACUAUUAGUGGUCAAUACCUAAGCCUCGAAAACAAAGUCCCCAGAUCCUAAUACCAGGGACUCUUCAACAACCUUUGUACUGAGCAAAAAAUCAUAGUAUUAAAACAUUGGGGUUGGGUAUAAGAUAAGAUAUAGAAUGUUGGAAGAAAUACAUUAGGCAUCCAUUUGGCCCACUCACUUCUAUCCCUGAAAAUGUUCCUGAUUUAUGGUAAGUGUUCUCCAGCUACCUAGUAAUCUCCUCUAACAUGAAAGAGUAUUGUUGAGAUAAAAAACUAGUCAAGACAUACCAAUCUCUAUGCUACCCAUGGUCUUAUUCCAUCCUUUAAUUUUCUUUCUUUCUUUCUUUUUAUAUCAACCAUACACGUUUAAUCAUGAGACGCACACAAUGAGCUUUAUUCAAUAAACACUAAAUUGUAUUGAAUUGAAAAUUGCUAAAUAUAGGCUAAGAUAACCAAGCUAUGGCUAUAGCUAAGUUGGAGUUUUUUCAGUAACAUUUUUCACGUUUGUAGUUCAGUUUCUAAUUUAUUCUAAUUCUAUGUUUAGUGAAUAAUCCUCAGUGCUUGUUAGAAGCCGGGAGGGAGACAGUAAACAUUAGGCCUAUCAUGAUAGAUUUCUGACUGUCUGUUGUUCUAUAGAGAAGCAUUCCGUUUGCUGUGAUCGGCUCCAAUACUGUUGUGGAGAUUAAUGGGCGUCGUGUGAGAGGCCGACUGUACCCUUGGGGAGUAGUAGAAGGUAAGGUCCUUUAAUCACUAUCCUGUGACAAACACAAAGUAACACUUUACUGCCAGAGUGAACUCUAUACUUUACCUGAUAUAGAGGGUUUACAACAGAGGAGAUGCAGGUAGAGGCAUUUGUUAAUUAAACCAAGAAUUUUGAAGAAUUACCAAAUAAACUCAGGUUUUAGUCAAAAUAGGUAGAUAGGAUUUUUUUUUAAAAUUAUUAUUAUUAUAUGCAUAUUGAAGCCAUUGCAUAUAAUACGGUAAGUAUAGCACAAAAAAUGUGUUAUGAUACAAAGCCAACAUUAAUUGUGCAGUGACAUUCUGAGAACACACAUUGUUGGUGAGUCCUGGGAGCUACUGUAUCUCUGAGAAACUGUCACCUAAAUGUUUUUCAAUACAGAAUAUAACUACUGACGUCUUCCUAACUGCCAUCAAAGGGUUUCUUUUUUUGGGUAGUACAUGUUGACACUUUUCUGCUUAAAUGGACAGUCUGGGCACCAUAUCAACUUCAUCUCAAUAAAUAAGUUACGAUGUCUGGAGGUCCUGGAUACCAUCGUACCUUAAGGGGUUAAACCAAUUACAAAUGAUUUACCCCAAAGUACUGUUAACGGUGCCCGUCUGCCUCCUCUUCCAACCCACCCUCUUUUUCUGGGAGCGAGUGAUAGACUUAGAGUCUUAUUUGGCUCUCUCAAUCUAUGACUGGUCCACCAUUAAGAACAUGUUUUAGGAAAAUAGAUACUGGCAUCUGUGUAAUCAUUUAUGGACUCCCAGUGUGUAUUUGCAGUAUUCCAUUAAUUCUUUUUGGGGGAUGGGGUGUAAGGCAAUAUUCUAUAAUAAUAAAUAAUCAUAAAUAAUUAUAUAUAUAUGACAUAGAUGAUCUCAGACAAUGAUAGGUCAACUGUAAUCUUGUGAGUAAUUACUACUAUAUCUAGUAAUGCAGAUUUCCUUUAUAGUGGUUAUUUUUAAAUAAUAGAAUAAUUAUUAUUAUGAUGAAAUGUGAUUUAAAAAAGCUGUAAAAUUACUGGUUUAAAAACGUUGCAGAUGGUCUGUUGCUACACAUUGUCCUGUAGUUCUUGGGUAUCGAGAUGAUCAAUUUGGUUUGAACUUACAUGCCUUUUCUGUUUCUAUGACACUGAUACGUUUAACAUUUUUUUUUUCAUUCACGCCCCAGUGCCCUCAUUCUUUUUGCUCAGUCCUGUUAGUGAUUUUUCAUCAUUUUAUUUAAUCUCUUCCUCAGUGGAGAACGAGAAGCACUGUGACUUUGUUAAGCUGCGCACCAUGCUGAUCCGCACUCACAUGCAGGACUUGAAAGAUGUUACACGUGAGACCCACUACGAGAACUACCGUGCCCAGUGCAUUCAGAGCCUGACCCAGCGGGUGGUGAGAGAACGAAACCGCAAGUAUGUGCAUUUAACUACUACCGUCGCAAAAAGGUUAAUUGGGGGUGACUGUUUAAACAAGCAGUGAAACUUCACACCACUUUUUUUUUCUCUGAAAAACAAUACAAACAGGAAUCCACCACACCUGUAUCCCCUACCCAACCCCUAUAUUAUAUAUUCUGAAUAUUGUUUUUAACCUCUGUACCCAAAAUUCUAUGGAUUUAGUAGGUGUUUCACCAGUUAUAAAAAUAUUAGAUACAAAACAAGAGAAGCUAAUCAGUGACAGGGAGAGCAGAUAAAGGUGAUAUUAAAAUAUAAAUUACUUUACUCGUCAGAGGGUCCCCUCGGGCAAAACGAGCCAGCUCGGGCAAAACGCGUGCGUCAGGGUCCUGCUAUGUGCUGUCUCUUUUGCUCUGAUGACAGCACACAGACUUGCUACCGAGCUUACUUUUUAAUUCACUUAUGCACUAUCUUUUCCUUUCAGGUGUUAUGUGGUACAGGUGUUUUUGGGAAUAGAAGUAGGUGCCCUUGAAGACACAGGAAAGUGACCGCAGUUAGAUUAGUUGAGUCAUCAAUUUAUGUACGUUCCCUCUUUGAUUUACUGAGGACUCAACUUUCCGGCUAUAUUAAUACCAAUAGACCGCCAAUUUAACAUGUGGCUUGGCACGGCACGUUAUGUAGUAGGGGGUAUUAUAUUAGGUACCCACGAAGGCACGGGAGAUCCUCUACAUUGAGUUACUUUGUUCCUGAUAAUGGUACCUGAAUAGACUUUUACAGAUCUCUUUAGUUCAUUGUGUUACUGUCGGGUUUCCUCCCUCCUCUCCCCUCCCCCCUUACGACUCUAUUCCCUGAUAUAUAUUUAUACUAUAUCCAGUUACUCCUUCAGGAUUACACUAACUCUGGUAAAUAUCUAUAUUUUUAUUUAUAUCUUGGCACAGACGUUUGCAUGGAUAUAUAUUUUUUCGAACUUUGGAGUAAUUCUAUACCAUUAUCCCCCAACAGGUAGUUCGAUAUAUAUCAUCCCUUUUUUGUGAUAGUUAUUGCUAUGUAAUGUGUUACCACACGAGUAGGUGACCAUUAGACUAUAAUAUUUAUUGAUUGAUCUUACACCUGUUUUUACACUAUUGUACACGAGCACCACUGUAUAUAAGCUUUUUUUUCACAUGGUUAGUUAGUUUUUUAAUAGAUUUAUUAUAAUAAAACUUUUUAUUUUCUUUAUUUGUUACUUUUGAGUCUGGAAGGCAGCUGGCACCCCCUGCAUAUGAUAUUGAAUCCCAGUCCCCUUUGGUACACUACUUUUUGUUACAUUUAUUUUCACUCUUAAAAUUUUUGUCAAAGUGCACCAAACACAAUAACGCAAAGUAAACACUGGCAAAAAAAAACCAAAUCGUAUAAAGUGUACCCCAAGAUGAAAAAUUAUAUUCUUAUGUAUUAACAAUAUUGUAAGCAGGCACAGUGCAACCACAAGAGGGCCCCAGUGAGUCUAGGGACCCACCAAUGCUCUAAUGGGCACCUACAGCCCCCUCCAGUAGUUUCUGUUCACCAGUGGUAUUUUGUCACAAUUAUCAUAUUGAGUUGUAUCUUAAAGACUAGCUUGUGGCCUCAUAUCACUAUCCUAUAUCUUCUAUUUAAACAUUUAAGAUUUUAUAAACUUGAUCUUGAGCUAACAACUAUCUACAGUCACUUGGUACGUUAGUGGUUAUGUAGGUAAAGUGAAGAGGUGUCUCUCACCUGCUGAGGUUCAUUUGAGUGUAUGUCACCUUGGGAUUGCAGAAAGGUGAAGGUCAAUCUCACCCAUCAAGGUAUUUAGCGUCAGCUGUGCUGUUAUAAUCCUGUUUGUUAAGGGUUGUCUAACAUGAGAUAACAUGAUAAUGAUUCAGUUUUUAGUGCAGCCAAGGUUAUUUCUUUUAAUUUUUUUUAUUUAUAAGUGUGAAUUGUUGAGAAUUUAAAUUUCACAAACUUUGCCAUGUUUUCAGUCUGACUGUUUUGCCUAAAAUGUGAUUUUCAUUUUGAACUCCAAACAAUUCUCAUGAAUAAUUUCAUCUUCAUCUCCAUCUUCCAAAGGUGCAAGAUGGAAUAUGAUCAUUCUGAUUGUUUUUGCAUGAUGCCGUAUGCGUGCUUUUGCAGACACCAUUUUUGUUUUGUACACCUUAUCACUUACUUGUCUCAGUAUCGCAAACAGUAUAGGGAGACAUUGUGGAAGGAAACCUGCAGCUCUAACACAGAAACAUAUGGGAGGAUUAGGAUUGGCUGAGAGACGUGGCUGCACGUGAAGCAGAUUGUGGAGAUUUCUUGCCAAAAGAAGUGGGUGUCGGGUUUAUUUGUUUUGUUUUUUUGUUUGUCAGUACAGUUCCAGGUGGAGUCUAGAGCCAGCACAGUAUGCCAUCUGAUCAGGCAGUCAGAGGUCCCCCUUGAGAAUCCACACUUUAUGGUGGGUACCUUCCUGCUUCACUUAAUGUCUGCUCCAUAUGGUUGAGGGCUGUACUGUGGAGGAUUCCCACAUUUGGCUCACGGCCUAGGAGAACCGUGGUGUUCCCAUAUGCCUGGUGAAUGUGCAUUGGGAAUGUUGCCGCCUUCUGGGACUCAUUGCUCGGUACUGGGAUCAGAGCAUCAGCCAGAACUGGUUUCUCUCUCUAAUCCAAAAAUUAGCACAAAGUGUGUCUAAUGUCUAAGAUAGUCUUGAGUAUUUUGAGGUUUUCUUUGCCUCUGCAAAUCAUCCACAAUGUCAGGGUUAUUCACUAAAGUGAGAAUUGUCAGGAAUUCAAAGUGAAUUUCACAUUUAAAACCAAAGUAGCUGAACUGGAAGCAUAGCUGAUUUGAAUUUUAAAUUAACUUUGAAUUCCCAGAAAUUCUCACUAUAGUGAAUGACCCUUUGUAGGUUGGACAUGGGAGUCUCACACAGACUGGAUGUAACUGCUGCUUAUCUCACACACAUGGCGGUUUCACUAUAUAAAGCUCCAGCACAGGGGUGCCCAAAAGGUAGUUUCCCAGAUGUUGUAGAACUACAACUCCCAUAAUGCUUUGCAUCCCUUCAGAAUGACAAAGCAUCAUGGCUGCUGUAGUUUUAAAACAUCUGGGUAUCUACCUUUUGGGCACCGCUGAUCUAGCACCUCAGCAGCAGAGACUGAGAUUACCUGCACAGGUCCAAUGGGGUUUCAAAGGAUACCGCUUCAGAGUAGUCUACACUGCCUCCUGGUGGGAGAUUAGCCACAUUCCCUACCAGGACAGCUGACCAAGCCUCAGAAUAUGGCAACCUGAACACUCAAUGUAUCGACAAGGUAAGUACGCACUAUAAAGCUUAUGUGAUACAAAUGCGUUCUCUGUCAAGUUAUCACCAACUGAGCUUAAGGUUUGAGACUAAAACACUGUAAAACUUCAAAUAUCAUGUCUUGAAUAGUUUAAGAGCUGACUAUCUAUGUCUGUUUGACAUGGGCCCCCGAAGUGUUCAGCAGAUUUUUCUUGAUUUGAGUAUUACUUUGGAGAUUCUGCAUCUUGUAACACAGACUCAAAAUAUAUUUAGUAUCCUAAAAUCUUAGGGCACUAGUGUGUUCCUCAUUUUACUAGUCCCCUCUGUGGUCCCUUGCUGCAUCUCUAAAUGAGCAUUCACUGAAUUUCCCCACUCCAGUUUGUUACAAGUUUGUGAUUCUAUCAUUUUAUUUGUUACCGCUACCAUGAAGUGGAUUAUGUAGUCCAAAAGAGCCAGAUUUGUAAAAAGUCUUCUAUGUUUCUUGUUCAGCUAUUUGUGGCCUUACAUUUUCUAUUCCCUAGUGAUUUGCUAAUAAUUCACAAUAUAGUGAAUAAACCAUUCAGAGUGAUGUACACCUGGGAGGAAUUGUAUGACUUGGUAAUACUUUAUAGGGUCCAUUUAUCUAUAUGUCCAUACAGACAUUGCUUAUCUAUCAUCAACUAACUCUAAAUAUAAUCAGCAGUAAAAAAAAAAGUAAUACAAGUGUUGAUUUAAAUCUGUCAGUAUUUUGCCUAUUUAGAGCACUCAUAAUGUGCUUUUUGGAGCUGGUGAGGGAGAUCAUGUUUAUUCUCCUUGCAUGGAGAACGGUUACGUCAAAAAGCCUAUUGUACCUUAAAAAACCUAUAAAUAAAGAAUAAAAAAAAAACAACACAAUAUGUAACAACUAUGUAUAAUAGAAGAGUAAUUCGGAACACUCACAAAUUUGAGAGUGAAAUAAUAGUGGGCUCUGCACUAUAAAGGCAUAUCAGCAAUUCCAGAUGUAGACAGGGUGCAGCGUUUCAAAUAUCAGGUCCACCAAAAGUAGUAGUAGUCCUCUCAGGAUAGUCAGGAACCAGUAUGACUUUAAAACGUUUCUAUUAACAUAAUAUAUAAAGCAAAAAAAAUGACACUGAGGGGUUUUAACCCACUAAGGGGUUUUCCUCAGGUGGAUACAAAUACAGUACUGACCAUAUGGUCCUUAAAUACCCUCUCAUAAACAACAUUACUAAUUACAGGUAUGUAAAUGUCCAAAUAUGGUCUGGUUGGUGGUCUUUCCCGCCCAAUCCAAUAUGGAGAUCAAUAUUUUGGCUCUCAAAUGUGUGAGUGUGAGAAGUUACUCUUAUAUUAUACAUAGCUGCUUGUUUUAUAUUAGGUUCCAUUUACCAUUUUGAGGUAUUUCUGACCAAUGUGUGCGCAGUCACCUUUAUUUUCCUUUAAAGACGUAUGUAUUAAGUGUUUGUUGUGACAUUACCCUUGGGUGAUAUUUAAGCUGCACCAUGUAAUCUUGGUACUGCCACCUAUCCUUAAAAUCUUUUUGUACUAGCUAUUCAUAUGUUUGAUAGCAGAGCUGCUCGAAGGUUAUAGAGGAUGUAAAACUCAAUGCUGUCCUAGCUCCUCCAGUGUCUAUGUGUGAGGCUGGACAGGAAGAGGAAGCGGUCACUUCCCAUCUGUCCUCUAACACCAUCUCACAUAGGAAAUGCCUUGCAGGAGGAGCAACUCUGAGUGAUGCACACUUAUAACAGCUCCUGCAGUUCAACUAUCAAUCAUAGGGGGUGAGUACUUUGUACCCUAAACACCCCUUUCUUCCCUAAUCCUCCCAAAACCAAAACUAACAUUUUCCUUAUUCCGAAUUUAAGCACUCAAAGCCUAAAACUGAAAAAAUCCUUUACCUUACUCCUAGGUUUAAUUCUUCUUAAAAAUGAAUCACAACUUGUACCCCAACACUAAAUUUAACUCCACUCUAACCCUAGAUUUAAUAAUUCUAAAAUGCCCUUAUGCCACAAAUAUAACCUCUCUCAAGCUUUUAAGUCACGUAACAGUAAAUACCCUAUGUAAUCUAACCCUGACAUUAACCCAUCUACACUCUUUUUUUUUUCUUUUUAUAUAUUUUUUUUUUUUAGGAAUAUAUCAAGUUUUUGACAAUGAAAAAAUACAGUGUGAUCAUACAAGUGUAUUGUCACAUUGUCAUAAUACGUAACUAAAGCCAUGUUGUCGAGCAGCAGCUUUGCACAAGCUGCAAUAACUGGAGUGAGUUGAUUCCAUUGGUCAUUUAGGCUCUUCCAGAACCAUGUGUAGAAGGCAUCAAAUGCCCUUACAAAAGCCUUCUUCCCACCACUGGCUUUUUUCCUUCUCUGGGAACUUAGCAGAAAAACGAACGUCGUGGAUGAUCCGCGUGCGAGCCAGCCAACUUGAUGAUUCCUAAGAGCAGGUAAAAUAGUUCUUGGUGGGGACCAUGACAAACCCCAACAGUCUGGGAGGGGAGUGCAGGAUCUAGUAGAAUGACAACAAAGCCAUUGCUAUCACAGUUGGAAAGAUAGGCUGUGUCUACCCUCAAGGGAAUUCACCAGAGACUGUAGACCGGAUCUCCUCGGCUACAGCGUUGAGAGUAGUCUCAGCUUGCAAUACAGAUUCCCAGUAAGAAACAGAGUAGCUGAUUAGUUGAUUUGUUGCAUGAAAUGGCAAUGGAAUGGCUUAUAUGUUAAGAUUGCAAAGGAGCACAUACUUGCUGCGACUAUUGAGCCUGUCAGUCAAUCCCUGCUCCACGUCUUAAAGGACAACCGUCACUAGAAUUUAUUUAUUUUUUAUUAGAAGAAUCCUUGCAGCAUGUAAUGAAAAGAUAUGGCAUUUUUAAAAAUAAAUUAUAUGUAAAAAUUCCUGAAAAUCUGACCCCUACUUCCACAGAACACUAGAUCCAUCUGCCAUAUUCAUAAACCUUUGGUCGAACUGAGGUAGAAUCCGACCGUUAAUCUUCUGCUUCAUGCAUCGAGCAGUGAAGUCAUCAACCAUUGCCCUCUGAUCUGCCAGGUCCGAAUUCCGACCGCAUUUGCAAUUCUCAUGUUUACUAAAGCAAAAUGGGGUCAGAAUUCCGUCUGUCCGACCGAUUCUGUUACAUUGGUUCGAAUUAGAUAUAACGGGGCAGGACAUAAUGCCCCCCAUGCUUUGUUCUCACAGGAGAGCUGUUCAUGAACUUUAGGUUUACUACAAAGUCAUAUAAUGCUUUUACAUUGAAAAAUAACUUAUCAUAACUAUAACAGAAAGGGAGUUUAAAAGACCUGGCUAAUGUGUGAGUUCCACAUCCUCACACCAUGCUUGGCAGUGAGGUGUUACAAAAGAAAAAACUCUGUAGGACUCUCUAAUAACCAGGGAAAACAUACAUACAUACAUGUACAUGGUCAUUCCUAUUCUUAAAAACCCCGUACCUGGGUUCAUCAGCAAGGCCCACAUAGGUAAAAACCUAUAAAUAGUCUGCUGACCCAUUAAUGCACAAAUCACCCAUUUGUUAAAAGUAAAUCUGGCACUAUUCCUUCCAAUCCUCCUCCCCAAAUAGAAAAUGUGCCCGGAUACCCAGUUUUCCAGACGUAUGUAUCCCAAUAAUAUUUACAAGUUUACAAAGGACACUACAACUUUAUAUAUAUUUUUUUUUAAUUCUUUAUUUUAUUGACGCAUGAGAUUAUGGUGGUACAGAAAAAAGAGAGGGAGACUUGCAAGAGUUAUACAGGUUAGGGUCAUCAUAACAGAUUUCAGAAAUCUCCUAGAAUUAUUAGCUUCGUUUUAUAUUAUAUUAACAAGUUUAAACCAUUGAGUUGAUGCUGAGCUACAUACAUAUGUAAUGCUGCAAGAUAUAAGUACAUGACAAUUGUUACUUAAGAUUUAGCAUGAAUGAACAUUAACGAAAAAGGGAAAAUAAACCUGUGGCAAUUUAAGAGAGACAGGAGGCAAAUAACAGGGGGCUCCUCGGGGUACACAUGUCAGCAGCAUCUACAUGGCUAUCACAAAAGAUCUUUUGGAAUCAAAAUAAGCAGACUAUCAUGGCAUAAGUGAUCGUGGCUGGCAAGGAGUGUUUAGUGGAGCAGUCCUGUGCCCUAGCGUUGAUCCUCUAUGUCAGCCGAUGCCAACACGAGCUGCAUGCUUGUGCUUCUCUACAGGUAGGUCACUGGGUUCCGUCAGUCCCAUUGCCCUGGAGACCCCAACUGUAAGGGCCCAUGGGCCACCGCUAACCAUCCGCUGGAUAUGCAGGUGAGCACACAACUGAAGCCCUCUGGACCUCGCCCACCCGGUGUAUGAUCCUGUUGCUUGAAGGUGGUGUAGUGGAUGAGUGCCUGCUAGUGCUCCCCCAGGGGAGGUCGGCAAAUGGGACCUCAGAGGCUCCGACCAGUCACGUGGUUCCACUGCUUGCUCGGGUGUUGCUGGCUGCUGCAGUGUACGCCAAAAGGGCUCUGGGCUCCUCAAUUUUGGUCUAAAUUCGGCACCUACAUGGUCUGUUGUUUCCAUAUAGUCGGUUACAGAUGUCUGAGGUGCUCACGGCCUCGUGGUCACUGCUGGGUUGCAUACGGUCGCCAUCUUGAGGGUUCUGUCAGCCAAUGCGAGGUCUGUAAAUCCCAGAGGGCCCGCAAGCUGGAGCGCCACAGGGUGAGAGUGAGGUUGCCGGGAUGACCCCCACCGGCAGGGGGGGGGGGGAAUUCCAGGGUCCGAGCCGACGCUUCAAAAGCUGGGCAAGUUACGUGUGAGGAGAUAGGCCGCCUCUCCGGCACCCGCUUCAUCCAGUAGGCCGCAACAUGGCACAUGUGCAAAAUUAUCAGCGGUGCUCCGGAGUGCCCCUAGAUUGGUUGCACCUCAGCUCCACAGGUUUACUCAGGGUUUCCAAGAUUUGUGGAGCUGCUGAGAGUCCAAAAUGUGCCUUAAAUGCAGGGCUUCCCACGGAGCUCAAGCCAAGUGCAGCCGCUCAGCAUGGCAGUCAGACCCCGCACCCCCGACACUGCAACUUUAACUUUGCAUUGUUAAACCCCCAGAAAAGCUAAAUGUGAUUGUCUGGAACAACCCAGUUAUCAGAACUUUUGUGUGUAGAAUAUUUAAUAUGGUAUUUUCAUGGUAUAUUAAAGCGGCACUGUCAUGCUGAACUUACCUUUCUUUAAUUGAUUCCUCUUCUCUCCCUCUGUCAGGAUCUGUUCUUCAUUUCUUCCUGUCUGCUCUAGUUUUCUUUAAAACAUAAGACAAAGUAGGGACUAUUUUGUCUUAUGGAGGUUUCCUAUGCCUAACCAUCUCUGACUAGCGGAGGAGCAAAAUGUUCUUCGUUUCCUGUAGUCAGAGAAAUUUUCCCAUACUGCUUACAUUUCCUCCGUGAUCUUGCGAUGCCUCCUGUCACUUAGACAGAACGCCGGCGAAACUACGGAAUUUCGUCCUAACAGAAUGAGAACAGUUUGUUCAUUCAUGUUAGGACGCAAUUCGGGACUUUGUUCAGAUCGGAAUUUCAUUUGAAUGAAUUAAAUUCCGAUCCGAUUCGUGCCGCAGCUGCAUCUUGCAGCCGCGUAGUAGAUAACUCUCUAAUUCCCACGGUAUUAGGGAGCUAUCUACCAAAAAGCUGAAAGACCUAAAUUGGUAUUUCAGCCAAAUUUACUAAUACUUAGUAUUAGUAAAUUCUUAGUAAAGGCUGCUCACUGUUGUAAAAGAAAAUGAAAAAAAAAAACUGGUGUCCUCCCUCCCAACCCCCACGUGUGCCACGCGAGUGGAGGUUAUUAAACUGAAGGGGGGACCUAGCGCCCCCCCAGCCCCCACCCAUGAGCGGUGGGUGAGGGCCCUAUAUUAAAAUGGGAGGGAACCUAUUGUCCUCUCGCCGGCCCCCACCCAUGAGCGGCGUGUGGGUGCCCUAAAGGAAAAUGUGGGGCCUAUUGUCCAUCCCCCCCCCACCCCCAUGGAUGAUAGGUGGGGGCUAUAUAUAACCUCUUCCAGGUGAUUAGGAGUCCCCAAGCCAAAAACCAGAUGAAAGAAAAACAACCCAACGCUAACAGCGAGGGCAAAGUGCAGACUGAGCUCCGCAGGGCGGGGAAAGGCUUCCCACGCCCUGCAAUUUGACUUAGAGCACUUUAAUUGGUUGAUUCCAAGCCAACCAAUCAGAGUGCUCUGACAGGUAAAUGAAGAGACUGACAGAUAAAUUUGACUUGCAAUUCAAUCAGAGUACUCUGUGUCAUUUUAAACAGCAUGGGAAAGUUCUUUGCAAUUUUCCCAUGCUGUGUUAUUUGACUCAGAACACUGUGAUUGGUUGCUUUCAAUUUGAAAAGGGGGGUCCCCCCCAUUUUCAUUUAGGACCCCCACACGCCGCUCAUGGGUGAUGGCCAGGGGAGAGGACAAUUGGUCCCCCCCAUUUUAAUUUAGGGCCCCCCACUCGCCGCUCAUGGGUGGGGGCCAAGGGGGAGGACAAUAGUUCCCCAACCACCAUUCAUGGAUGCUAGGUCCCCCCUUCAGUUUAAUAGCCCCCACUCACGCAGCACGGGUGGGGGCUCGGGAGGAGGGACACUAGGGGGCUUUUUUGAACAGUGAGCAGCCUCUGGUAGCUCCCUCCUUGUAAUAAAACAAACGAACAAACAAAGAGGUCUUUGUUCAUUAGUUUGAAAUUUCUAUUAAUUUAUUCGUCUUUCUGACGAAUGAAUAAAUAGAUGAAAUUCCCGUUCGCAUGUCCAAGUGUUUAACUGGGCCUGCGCGGGAAUUUCACAGCACUAUCUAGUGUUGGCAGAUGACGUGUCCCACAGGGACUUCAUCUACCCAUACAAAGAUGGCGGCGCCAAGGACCUAGGUCCGGGCAGAAAAUGAAGAUUAAAAAAUAGGUAAUAUAGGGGCUUAGGGGCAUUUGUGGGUGACAAUUAGAUGUAGUGGAGUCAGGAGAGGGUUUUAAAAAACUAUUUGGCCAUGACAGUGCUGCUUUCAGUUAGAAAAUCACUUUGUACUUGUGAUACUUUAUAACAAUGCUAGUCUUCACAUUUUUUAAAGUUGUGAAAGAAUGAUUUAUAAUCAUUUUGUUUCCCACAAACAGUCACUGGAUUAAUUCUACAAUUCUUAUCACAGGGAAACAUCACUCCAAUGUAUAUCCAAACAUUUUACCAUUACAACAGACAAAAUCCCUUAAAUAUAGAUUUUAAUUUUACUGGAGAACAUGUCAGCAGAAAGAUAAGACACAAGCAGUGGGCAUAGUAAGAGAUAUUAUAUACUAUAUUAAUCAAAUAACUAGAGUACUUAGAAUUUCAAGUCAAUUUUUCUUAGGUCACGUGAUCAGACAUGUGUUUGAUCAUGAGGGAAACUGCUGAAAUACAAUAGAACUUAUUGUGAACCUAAUGUAUUCCCAAACCUCUUUAAUGUCAGAUCAUAUUGUAUUUUUAUUUUGUUGGCCUUAAUGGACACCAUUCAGUCUGUCACCUUGGAGGAAGCUUACUAAUGGACAGAUGUAUUUAUAAUAGUAAUUAGUAGUAUUGAACACAAUGGGCCAUAUUCUUUGAGGGGGGAAAACACAGACCUAUUGAAGAGCAAAUCUUAACAACUAGUGAUGUCCCGAACGGUUCGCCACGAACGGUUCGCCACAGACUCAUCAUUGAGUAAACUUUGACCCUGUACCUCACAGUCAGCAGACACAUUCCAGCCAAUCAGCAGCAGACCCUCCCUCCAAGACCCUCCAACCUCCUGGACAGCUCACUAAGAAUGCAGCUUCACAAUGAAUGUAAAAUGGAUGCUGUCCAGGAGGUGGGAGGGUCUGGGAGGGAGGGUCUGCUGCUGAUUGGCUGCAAUGUGUCUGCUGACUGUAAGGUACAGGGUCAAAGUUUACUCAAUGAUGAGUCCGUGGCGAACCGUUCGUGGCGAACCUUUCGCGAACCGUUCGGCGAACCGUUCGGGACAUCACUAUUAACAACGCUUAACUUGGAACAGUCACCAUCAAAACAAACUUUUUCUGUCAGUUGGUGUUUCCUAGAAAAUACAUGCAUUUUGCCUUAAUAAUUUUGACACUUAAUAGCCCUCAUUGAAACCUGGCUCUCCUCCCCAGACACAGCAUCUGCUGCUGCUGCUCUUUCCUAUGUUGGCCUUCAGUUCAGACACAAUCCCCGAUCUGGAGAAAGAGGAGGAGGUGGGGUUGGUAUUCUUCAAUCCCUGUACUGUAACUUUAACACUACCCCUCCGUAACGUCACUCACUCUUCUCAUUCCUAAGACCUUUACCACCUGUUUCUUCCUGUUUGUUUGCUGCAAUGAUCUCUUCCCCCGUGUGCAAUCCACACGUUUUUCACCUUCCUCAGGCUGGUUCCUCGUUUUCCUGGUAUUAUAAAGGGUACCUUGUAAUGUCUUCAUGGAUCACAACACUUGAAUUGUUUUUUUCAUUAUGUACCUUCACUAAAUUAAUCUUUUUUAUUACAACUUCUUGUUUUGUUAGUACCCAACAACUUAGUCUUAAGAUCUUUAAAAACAACUUUUCUCACCCUUUCCAGUUUCCCUUAAAAAAGGUAGUUCUGGUCACUUUCUUCCCUUUGUCUUGCAUUCCUACCCAAAAGACAUGCAAAAUGAAUCAGGUAAAGGGCUCCUACAUUGCAAAACAUUGUUACAGGGGAUUAUAUUUAACACCACACUUUCCCCAGUAUUGUUUCUUUUACCUGUCUAUAUCUAAUCCAUUCAUCCUCUCACGUUUUCCCUCUGUCCUCUGUAAUUGGAUUUAAAGGAACACUAUAGGAUCAGCAACCCAAACGUGCAGUCCCAACGCUAUAGUUUUAAAAUCCCAUUUUAGAUUUCCAGGCUCCAUUUUGCCCCCCUGUAAAAAAAAUAAUAUAAAACUCACAUUUUUUUCCAGCUCCAUCCACGCUCCACCCCCUUGCCUGAGAUCAUCAAAACUGACAAACUCAGCCAAUCCAAUGCUUUCCCACGGGAAAGCUUCGGGAGACUAUUGCCGCACUGCACCAAUCAGCAUCUCCUCAUAGAGAUGCAUUGUAUCAAUGCAUCUCGAUGGGGAAAGUUCUGCAUUUCCUCGUUGUGCAGCACUGACUCUGGAAGCACCUUUAAUGGCUGUCUGAAUGACAGCUACUGGAGGUGUCGCUAGGCUGUAAUGUAAACACUGCCUUUUCUCUGAAAAAUAAAGUAUUAACAGCAAAAAGCCAGCAUGGACUGACUAUGCACACCAUAACAACUACAUUAAGUAAGCUGUAGUUGUUCCGGUGACUAUAGUGUCUCUUUAAAUCCCAACAUUCAAUACUACAAUACAUUUUAGCCUUUUCCAGCCCUACAACAGUUUCUACAGUAUGUCUAUCACUGGAUUCACUUCUUCUCUGCUUUGCUGAUCUUUGCGGUGUCUUUGCGUGACAUUUAUGGCUGGUGUUUUCUAUCAAUCCUUCUUCUCCAGGAGCUCAGUAUAUUUUCCAUUACAAUACGUUGGAACAUUGCAUAGAUGCCAUCACUGAAAGACAUAUUUCCAGAGAUGGCGUAGAGCACAUUUAUUAAAUGGUGAAAAGAUGUUGUGUAAAACCCCUAUAUUAUUGUACGAAGUUUCACAUAGACUGCAAGAAGAAACGAUUUAUCAUUUGCGUUUUCACUCUCAAAGCAUGAACAGUUUCUCCCCAUGUUGUUAUUUUCAUAAUGAAGCAGGAAAGGAGAAGGAACAAGGCUCGAGUGGGAAUGGACAAUAGGGAAAAUAAGCUUUGAGUAAUAGGGUUAUAGGCAAAGAUGACGGUGAUUGACAAAAUAUUAUUGCACUGGGGCACUUAUUCCUAUCCUGGAAUUCCUCUGUAGACCAUGUUUUAUCAAGGCAAAAAAAUGCAAUUUUGAGGCAACGUCCUGUAUUGUGUGAGGUUUUGUUAGAAAUUGUUAUCCACUUAUUUGACUUGGAUUAAUUUGAGAUACAGUCAUUAAUAACAUCAUCUCAAGAUCAAUACUCCGAGAACUUUGUUAAUUACAAACAUCAUGGGUCCAUCUUGGAGUUAUCUAAACAGUUUGAUCCCUUUUUAUAGUACAGUGGUUAUAGUAGGUGACAUGUUAUCGUUAACCUGUUGUAUACCCAAUCGGCAUUGAUAUGUAUGUAUGUUUCUUUCAGUUUGUUCAAAUCGGACAUUUUGACUACAAUGUUUAUUGUUAUAAAUUUCGCCAUUUUUGUUUUGUUGUGACAGUUUGGCUAACCAGCUGAUAUAAAUUGUAUCAGAAUGGUGAAAUUGUGAGCACUUCUAUAUGUUAACAGCUCAUCGCCAGUCAUUAACACAUUGAUAAUUCUCAAAUGAAAGAUUGUAAUAAUUCUAUGAUAUAAGAUAACACCAUUCCAAUAUAAGGCCUAAAAACUGAACAUAAAUGUUCGCCUUAUCUCAAGUUUUGUCAGCUGAAACUUUGACAAUAAGAGAUAAUAAUCCCUUUAUUGUCUUAUGAUAUAUUUUGAUAACAUUCAGGUUUUAAUGAAAUUCAACACUGUCAAUGUAGUAAAGUGAAUCACAGGAAGGGCACAUGAUGGGCACAUGACUAGCACUUAAUAUUAUGGAAUGCUUUUGAUAAUGGCUAGAUACCGUUUCACAGAAGGGGUAAAAUGUAUAUUUAGAACUAUAGAAGCAAAAUAGAGACUAAAAUUAGAGAUUGGAGUAGAUCGGGUAGGAAUAUAAGGGUUAUUUCUCUGCUGUACAGUGUGGGCUCAUUUCUAAGAUUUUAUUACAUUGUAAUUUAACAAGAAAUAAUAUAUAUAUAUAUAUAUAUAUAUAUAAUACCUUGUACAUCGAUUCUUUAUGCACUCUGAUGUGUACAGACAAUACUAAAGUGUAUUCAUUUCAUACAUUUACACUGUCUGGAUGCAUUUUACAGGGAAUGUGUGAGUUUAAAAUGUAUGUCCUAAGUGUUUUAUAUUAUUAGAUUAAUGUUUGAUUUUUUUAAAUGUAUUAUUGGCAUUUAUAAAGCGUCAACAUAUUACGCAGUGCUGUAAAAUUGGGAAAAAGACAAACACAAUACGAACAUACCAAUACAACAGGUAGAGGACCCUGCCCAUAGGGGAGAUGAGACUAGAGAUAGCAGAGGAAUUUGUUUGUGAUAACAGAGAUAAUUAAUAAUAUAACUGCAGCAGCUGGUAACGUGUGAAGUGAAUGAGGAGGUGAUUGACUAUGGUUCCAAACAGCUGGAGGUGCAUGCUGUAUAGUUAGAAGGUACCAGGGUAGGUGAAUGAGUAGAACCAAGUGAAAAUAAAUGGUCUUCUUGUUCCAGGGAUGGAUGUGGGUUUGGACCUUUAAAGCUGCAGUGUUUAAAUUAAACGGUCUUCUUGUUUAAAGCCGCAGUGUUUAAAUGGUAACGCUAAAAUCUUUGAUACAUUUUGCUAAUGUCUGUUAAAUCCUUUCACUGUGCCUUUUACUCAGAUGUGGUUACUAAACAUGUCUAUCAUCAAGAAAUAGUACUAACCCUGAAUAAAUGCUGGUUUCCAUGUAUUUCUCUAAUGCCAUAUGUAAUUAAAGGGACACUCAGCUGCCCAAAAUACAAAAUAAAUAAAAAUUACUGUUUAGUAGAUUCACUCCUAAUUAAGAAAUGCAUGUAUUUAAUAAUGCAUUUUCUCAUUGGGGAUAUAUCUAAAAACAGCCUGCUAAACCUGCAGAACUCUUGUCUGUUGCCUUUGCAAAUCUCCCACUUCUAAAACCGCCCAGACUUUCUGUGACUGUCCAAUUGCAGGCUUCCCAAUGCAGCUCCAUGAGAAGUCUUUGCCAGUUGAUGCCUCUUGAGGUGAGUUCCACUGAGCUAACCAAACCAGGAAGUAACAAUAUUGUUGGCUGAUUGACAGCCAGUGGGCUGUAACCAGGUUCAUUUAUACGUGUUAAUUUCUCUAGAAAUCUGCACUUUUUCCAAAAUGAAAAAGAGAGGACACACUUUAAUGAUUGAAUUCGAAAUAACCCAUUAACACAGGUCGAGAUUCUCUGCAAUAUAAUAAUUAGCCACGUGAUUACUGUCACUGUUAUUGGUUUAUUGUGUCGUUUCUUUUUGCUCAUUUUUGGUGCGUACAAGGCACAUGUGUUUGCACCAUUCCUACCUCCUAUGCAAUAAGGAAAGGGCGAGCAAUUCUUGGGGGUGCAAACUUGUGUCACUGACGAUGCUCAAAAUAGGAGUGUCUGCCUUGUGUGAAUGCAUUCCAGGCUUACUGACAGGCCCCAAUAAAUGCAGACCAUGCAGAGAAAGCUGUUAAAGAUUUUCUGCCUGGUCCUGGUGCCCUCAGUACAGUGUGAGUACAUCUAAUGAUGCAGGACGCCAGGUCACCAACCUAGGAUAGAAGGACGGGAGCAUGAAAUGAGGGCUGACCCAUCGAAAUCAGGAUAGUUGGCAGGCCUGAGCAUUGAAUAAGAGUGACCUUGUUAGCAUUUCAUUUAUUUUUUCUGUCUAUAUCAAAGAAUGAUAAGGUAAAUAAUGCUAGUGUUAAAAUUAAUAUCAUAGUGUUGGUUCGUGGAUGGGCCAACCAUACACGUAUCAUGAUUUGUUAUGCAAAAUAAACUCCCACUGUUAUUUUCUCUGCAUUUGAUUUACUGUUUGGCAGCUUGAAUGUCACAUAUAGCAUGUAAGAAAACAGGCUCUGAUAAUGGUUUAUUUUAAUAUGUCUUUAUAGUAAACUGACCAGGGAGAGUGGUACUGACUUUCCAAUCCCCAGUGUGCCUCCAUCACCAGACCAUGAUACCCAGAGACUAAUUCGAGAAAAGGAUGAGGAGGUAACUGCAACUGUUUUAUUUUUCUUAUGAAGUCAGGUGUUAUAUCAUCCAUUACAACUAUCCAGGACUUCUCCACCCUUAUGUUAACCUAAAUAUAAUGCAAAGAAUGUUACAUAGAUCAGAACUACACUCUAAUGGAAAAAUAGGACCAAUGAGGUCAUACGGUUAAGGAGGUGGAAGUAGACACCUCACACUUAGCUAUUUACAGAAAACAAGGUUCCUGCACAAAAUAUACAAAAAAACAGUAACAACUUGUCACUAACAAAAUCCGAGCUGUGUGAGAAAAGUAAAGUGCAUUAUGAGCAAUACAUUUCAACUUCCCUAUAUCUGGGCUUCAUUCACAUAUACAUAUAACAUUAUUUGGAUAAAAUAUAUCAGAACCAGCAGAAAAUCAUCAUGGCAAUGUCCUCUGUACGGCCUGGUGGAUCCACCUAAGUAAUUCUUUAAAUACGUAGCAAUACAGCUGGCUUACACUGAUUCCAUGGAGAGUUAGCGUAUCCAUAGUUUCUGAUCCACCUGUAUCAUCAGUGUGUAAAAAAAACAUCAAAAGUAAAAAAGAAAAAAAAUCAAAAACAAAAUACACUAAUUUUUAGUUAAUUGUGAAUUUCACUGACCCAGUAAUUUGUUCCAUUCAAAUGCUUUACAGUUCUGCAUGACCGUUUCCUAUUAUAUGUGCCUCUGUUUACACUCCUCUUGCUGGUUGUGCUGGCUGUGGUUUCAGUAUGCUUCUCCUGAUUUAUCUGUUAUCGAUUAAGCUCAUUAUUCAGACUGUAAGGAAAAAAUGAGUUUGACAAAGUUUGUCUAGGGAUCCAAAUGUACGCAGACAGACACUUCAAAAAUGGCUUCAGCAAGUAAAUGUCCUAUUUAUUGAAGUACUAUUCAAAAUAUAAUUUGACAGAGAAAGUAUUAAUUACAGCACGUACAAGAUGCAAAUGUAGACAAAAUUACUUGUGUAAGUGGGUAAAAACAAACCAAAAAGUCACAGUAUCUGUUUUCCUGUCCCCCUUGUGUACUGUUUACUAUAAAGACAAAAUGUGUUCAGAUAGUUGCUUGCUUGAACCAAUAAGUAAUAAGCUUCCCGGUUGACUUAAAACAUCAACAAUUUAUAUGAUAUCCUUAAGAAUUAUAUAAAAAAAUAACAUGAUUUUUUUUUUUUUAUUCUUUAUUUUUGUUUGUGCAUGAAUUAACAAUCUGGCUUGCUACGCCACAAUGGCUGUAGGAAGCCUUUCAAUAACAGAACAUAACAUGGCAUGAAAUAUACUGUGCUCAAUUUAUGUUUCAAGGCAUUUCAGGUGCGAGAUUUUGUCAAGACAUAGUAUAGGGUACAAGCGUUUCUAAUCGUCUAUGACAAUAGUAUGUGUUGAAGAUCAUGCUUAAAUUACAUUCUAAACCGAAUAACAUUUCUUAGGUUAGGUCCCUGGAUGUCUGAUUAAGAUGCACACUUUAAAGGAUAAAAUAAUAAUCAAGAGACACAGGCUGGUCAUUUGCGAUAGAUCUCUAAGAUAAGAAACAAAACUGCAGAAUCCUGGCUAGCAUGUUAGAUUAUUACAGGCUGGUUGCCAGUAAGGCUAGUUAGACAGGCCAAUCUAAAGCAGCGAUUAUGACAUUACUUGCUGAACAUAAACAUGCUAGAUCUUGCUAAGUGAAACAGUUGAGUGACUAACAGUUGUAAAAAUUUAGAUUUGUGAGAAAUAAAAAUGUUAAAAGCAGGAGUAUAUUUUAGGUUAAUAUAGGGCAGUAAGAUCAUGUGCUCGAUUGAGAGGGUGGAUGGUUUACACAGUGGCUGAAAGCUUUUCGAGGGAGAUACUUUUGUUAAACAGGUAUAUAACCAUUGUAGGAGCAUAUUGGUUGCUAGAGAGGCUCAUACUAUGUGGGGCAGUUGAUAUCAACAUGAAAGCGAAUGUAACAGCCCUGUGGGGGCACAUGCGACAAGCAAUAAAAUAUUAGAGCACACAAUGUGCAGGGAAAUGACACAAUCAAAAUACUGUUAGCUAUGCCCUCAGGUUCUGCUUCAGGGUAUCGAAGGGCAGGGCAGGUCCAGGAGCAGUUCUUAUCGAUCAGCCUCUAUCCAGUCUGGAGGCCAAAAGCUUGAUCCCAACUGCAGGGCCACAAGGAAACUUCAGCUGGAGGCUGUAUAUUGGGUCCGCCAACAAGAGCCGACGACGGUCGUUUCUCCUGACCCGGCUGGAAGUUUGCAGCUGGAUGCUACCCUUUAUUAGGGCGGAUCAGCGCUGCUUGUCAUUCUUUCGGGCUUGGCCGCCAUGCAGGGUGGAGGGAAGCCAGGGUGCCCACUGUUUUGAGCAUGGAGGGAGGUGCAGCUUAAGGUGAUCAUAGGAGCCGCAGUGAGCUGAUUGGGUUGAACUCACCUGCGGUUCAGUCAGCGAGAGUGGGUUCGCCAUCUUGAAUUUUGGUGCGCUGUCAGGCAGGUGGCCCCAAUAUAGUGAACCUCUCGGGUCUCCCCUCCUCUGCAUGCCGAUGCGACUCACGGGUCGGGGUUUUCCAUUCCCGCCUUUCCGUCACUUGCAGGUGAUGCAGGGGCCCCUUUGCUUGCCGUAGCAGUAACCCGUGGGCCGUCCUGGCCAUUUAUGCUCAGCUCCCUGCUCCAAUUGUCGACCAGCUCCCGGUCUCAGCUUGGUAGUGGUGGGUGCUCUCUGGCCUGACCGGGUGCGUGCUACCUUCUCGUGCGGUGUGGUCUGGUGCAAGUACGUAGCUUGCACUUGGGGUUUCGAGGUGGGUGAUCGAGCUGUCUGCUCACGCUGUUUCUUCCCCUCCAUCGCAGCCCAGAACCUAGUGAAGAUUAGAUCCAGUUUGGCCAGAGUAAAGUUGACAAGUGUCUCCCUGAGUCUCCAGUGGUGGUCUCCGCCGUCUAAGGUGCCACGUGAUGCCUCCCCACACUGAAACGGCGGGUGCGGGCUUAGCGGUGUGAGAGCUUCUGGGACUGGGAUGACCCCCACCGGUCUAUGGGGCGGGGGGAAGGGUGCAGAAGUCAGCUCUGUUUAAGGAGAUGCAGUGUCUGGUGAGCGGCCGUCUCUCCGACUUCUGUUGAGCUUGCAGGCCCAAAGAGUGGAAAGUAGGUAGUUUGGACCUGGAGAGUUCCGUGUCCAAACGAUUCACCCGGAACCCCACAAUACUGCAAGUCGUGUUCUGUGGUAAUUUCUGCAGGUUGACUGGUUUAAAUUGAUUAUUUGGCCCGCCUAACUCAGGAGCACAUGUAGGACACGUCUGCUCAGUUUGCCAGUCAAGCUCCACCCCCAUAACAUGAUUAUUAAACAGUAAGAGCAGCCAUCGUCUUUCUCAUUUUGCUAUGUGGGCUGAGCAAUACACUUUUCUCAGUCUUGGUGACCAAAAAUUAUACUUUAAGUCUGCAGUUAUAUCUACUCCAAACCAGUAUUUUGGGAAUACACAUUCACAGAGUGUUGCUGGCAAAGUGUAACACUAAGAUAAAAACUUUAAACCUGAAAUCCAAGUAAAAUACAUUCUAUAUUUAUUAAAGUCUUAAAUGUAUUAAAUGUCUGGAUGGAACAGUGCCAUAAAUAACUGCGAUAUCAAACAUAUCUCAAGCAAUUUGUACACCAUACAGCUAAUUACAAGUAAUUGGACACAAUAGGCAUAUGGUUGUUGGUAUAAGACAUCUGGUUUGUUUUCAACAUUUGCAGAACUGAAAAAAAUGAGCAUGUAUUUUUGGAGACAAAUAUAUAUAUAAAAACAUAUAUAAUAAGAGAAGGAAAGCUAGCACUGCUUAGCAACAAUGGAACUGACUCAGUUAUCAGCCACAAUAUUAACUCUUUCACUAAAGUGGAAUUGCAACGUGACUUCGUAGUGAAUCUCAAAUUUAUGGUCAAAGCAUUCGACUAUUUUGACCUUGAAUUUGAAACUCACCUUGAAUAACCCUGUUAGUAAACACUGAAGGAGUUAUUUGCUAAUCAUUGAUAUGUGUCUACAAGUAAAUUGUAAGAUUUCAGCCGAAAAGGAGUUGGAGUAUUUCUUUGAUUUUGGCGGAAACUUUAAAGCUGGUGGUCACGCCAGUUCACCACACUUUUGGGAAACAUGAUUAGAAGACCUACACGUAAAGCAACAUGGUACAGAGGAGUUAACAUCCCUUCUUGGUGCUUUGUACAGAUAACGCAUUCAAAACAUUAUACAAAAAAAAAAGCAAAAUAAUAAAAGAAGAAAAAUAUUCAUCCUCAGUUAUCCUAGAACCUUAGCACUUGUUCAGACUAAUGCGACAACCGUUCGUUGAACAAGAAGAUGAUGUGCUCACCAGCCUUCUUUAGUCAAUGGGGUCUAUCCAAGGGAGGAGGGAGAUUUCCAUGAUCAUUGUACAGAUCUUCAAUACAUUUGAAGUAGGAACAGAAAUUACAGCAUCACCGGAGACAUUCCAUUGUUGCUUUUCACUCUAAACGUGCUAUUUCCCAUAGUGUACCUAUUUGCAAGGACUCCAAACAUGCUAUUUCCCAACGUCUACACAUUGAGGAAGUGCGUUAUCAACACGAAACAUGUAAUUUUCAACAAGUCUUCAAUGAGGCAUGUUCUUAAACAUGUCAGUGGGCAGGGGAGGGGGGCAACUCAGUUGUGUUUACCCAGAAAAUCUGUAAACAUUGGUGGGUCUUAAGUCCUUGAUAUUCUUGACAAUUUCAUGGAAAUAGAACUGUAUACUUUCUUAAUGAAAAAAUUGCCUUGUGUGCUUGCUGAAAAAGAAAGUUGGAUGCUAGACAUUUUUUUUGACUAUAUGAUAACUGGAAAGUGUUUCUGGAUAAAUUGAAAUCAAACUUCAGCUGAUGACUCCUUGUCUAUUGUUCUGUGGUAUACAUUUGCUUUAUUGGAGCUCAGUUCUAGCUGUCAUUUUUGUAUAUAUCUGGCUUCAGAAGUGACCUUUGUGACCUAACUUGCAAAUUUUCUCUUUUCUCUAGUUAAGGCGAAUGCAGGAGGUGCUUCAGAAAAUGCAGAAACAGAUGAAGGAGUCCCAUUAAUUCUUUGCCGUAGCACUCAACAUCCUUUAACAGCGUUUCAUAAUACCUCAAGCUGAUCCUCAUUGUGUCCCGCAAUAAUCACCAAAAGGCCAAAGUUGUACAGAAUAUAUGGAUACAAAGUAGACAUGUCCCUAUAUCUACUUGGAAAAUUCAGCAAUGCAAGUUUCAAGAGAUGACAUGUAGGAAAUGAUAGAUUUUGGGUCAAGCUUGCAAUGAAAGCACAGAAACAAGUCUUUUGAAUGCCAUUAUUUUUGGAGUCGAGCAUUUUGGCAAUGAAUUGGUUAAAUAAUGGACCAUUUUGCAAAAUGUAUUAGAGAAUACAAGGGUGGUUGCAGCAGUCAAUAAAUACCCAUCAGUUAAUCCGCAUUCUUUAAGUGAUGUAUCUGAUGGACCCAAUCCUUCAACGUGUAAGUGGCGGAACAGGUAUAACUUCUUGAGACUAUUCUACAGAUGUGAAACAAGUUGUUACCAAAUGGGGUUAAAUGAAUCAUGUGAGACAUCUCGCCAACCAUGGCCUUAACCCCAUUUCUGCCUUUUUGGGAGAUAUAUGUCUUCCUGUAUGUGAACAUUUUUUGAUACAUAUAUUGUCAUGUACUCUUUACACACAAACACCAUUGACAGGAUUUACUAAACAGGUGGUGGAACCUAUAGGUUCAAGUGUUCCGUUCACUUAACCAUCAAUUGUAGCAGCUUUAUUGCACUGUAGCUCAGCUAGGCAGAUAUAGCCAAGCAAAGUCAUACUUUUCUAUGUUUCUCAUCACCCACAUGAGAUUAUUCAAGUAGCUUCCUGGUUGACUUCAGUGGUGGAAAGUUGAACUUGGUAAUAAGCCUAGUUCAUACAGUGUUCAGGCUGAACUUUGCAACGCUCCAUAAAAUGAUUUAAAAACCAGCUGGAUCCCAUUUGUCAUGGUAUUAUUCUGAUUUAAUUUGUGACAUUACUGUAGUAAAUACUUGUGGCACCAGUUAACAUUUUAUUGAAUAGACAUCCAAAGUAAACCAUGUAGCGCAGUAUGUUGGUACUACUCCUGAUUUACUAAACCUAAAAAACUCAUGCUUGUAUUUGACAAAACCAGAUAACCUUAGAGGAUUACUAAUCAGGAACAAAAACAUUUCCUAGGAAGGGAGAGACUUUUUUUUACUUCUAAUUAUACAUUUAAAAAAAUACUCUACUAGCAGCUUAGGACCUUUAAUUGAAUUUAUUUUAACAAAUUGACCACCCUGGAGAGACACAAAUCCAGCAUUGCUUAAACUUGGUGUGCCACCUAUAAAAACCCGAAGCAAAUCAGUGUUGUUUGUUUUAUUUCCAAUUUUUACGGUCUACACUUUAAUAUUCUUGUGUUGCUAUAGUAACAGCUCUUAUAGCAUUAAUUUACUAUAAACAUUCUGUAGCUUGUGACAUGGCAAAAGGUUAAGGCACCAGUAGCCUGAAUCAACAAUAAUAUAGUUAAAUGCUUCACAGAUUAAAGUUGCUGGUCUUGGAUAAUGAAUCUUAAGUUAUAUCCCCUAUCCCUAGCAACACACAAUGUUACCUGGGGAAUUUGGAGUCUGCAGUCUGUGGCCUUCCACAAUAAGGACACUAAUAGCAUUAUGUCUUUGUUGUGUUGAACACAGUAUACAGAGCUGACAUAGUGGGAGCAGGCAAAAAACAGACUUCCCGGAAGGGAUUGCAGAGAAUCAGAAUUCCAGGGUGACUUGAAGACUAGUUACCGCAGCACAAUAUAUGUCUCCCAUUGUUAUACCUCUGUGAAUAGAUGAAACUAUCUGUUAUUUACUAAAGUAGGAGUUCAAGGUGAAUUUAAAAUGUAAGGCCAGAGUAUCUGAAAUGAAAGCUAGAACAUUUUUACAGUUUAACUACUUGGACCCCUGGUGUAUUAGCUAUCAAAUCUAAAACAUUGCCAUUUAGUGGUUACAACAAUGUUCUGAUUGCAGGGCUAAGCACACCUCUAGUGGCUGACUUCCUACAUAGCAGAGAUUUGGGCAGUGAGACGACAGGGGGAUGAUCUAUACACCAAAAAUGCUUCAUUAAGAUAAAGUUGUUUUGGUGCUUAGAGUGCCCCUUUAAAGAAGAACGUUACUGAAUUUUAUAUUUUUUGGAAAAUAUCAAAACCAAUGGAAAAUGAACUUAUCUCCCCUGUAAUUUGUAAUAUAACUAUUUGGAAUAUGUUUAAAAAUGUUAAAUCUUCAUACAAAUAUGUCUGCGUCUUUCCUAUUCCUAUAUUUAGUUAAUUAUUGUGAAAAGCUUAUAAACUUGAGGUGAUGAUUUCCAUGUUAAUUUCAAGGAUACAUUUUAUACUAAAGUACAUUCAGCUGAUUUGAAUACGUUAAGUACACAUCGCUUGUUUCUAAAGUUUGCUCAGAGAGUUAGCCCAAUAUUAGGAGGGACUUGUGGGAAGUCUUAGUUAAUUUGCAUAAAGUGCCCUGAAUGUAUCUGUUCAGAAUUGAGUUGUGAUGUCAGAGUAACAUUUUCUUAAUCAAUACAUAAAAAAUAUAAAAAUAAUAUAUUCUGCAUUAUUUGACUAAUACAGACAGUAUUUAAACUCCAAUUGAAAACCUAUAAUUUGGUUAAAAACAUAUAUGGGGGCUGUCACUGCCUAAGAGCAGUGGUUUCCAAACCAGUCCUCAAGGCACGCCUACCAGUCCAAGAUUUAGGGAUUACCCAGUUGUGUCAAGGUGUUUAUUUUUUUAUUUUUUUCAAAAAACACAACUGGGUAAUCCCUAAAUCCUGGACUGGUAGACGUGCCUUGAGGACUGGUUUGGAAGCCACUGCCUGACAGUGAUAGUUGAUAGUUUUAGUAUUAACAUUGAGGCAGUAGGACACAGUUAGUGGGGAAAAAAAUGUUGACGUUAUUAUUAUUAUAUUUUUGUCAAGCGCUAACAAAUUCCGCAGCUCUGUACAAUGGGACAUCCCUUCACUUUUUCUGUCCUUUUGGGGUUUUCGUGAUAACCUAGUUAUAAUAUCUUAUUAUGAUUUACUUCUCUUACAAAAAAUGUCACCGACUGCUCUUAUUUGGUUUUAUUUAGAGUAUUGCUGUUUUCUCACACUGGCCAUACCUCCUUAACCCCUUAAGGACCAAACCUCUGGAAUAAAAGGGAAUCAUGACAUGUCACACAUGUCAUGUGUCCUUAAGGGGUUAAAGAAUUUGUAAAAUAAAGUUAGAAAAAAAACAAACAAUAUGGAUUAUUUUGCUUCAGAGAGAUCUAAAAUAUCUGGUUUGCUAAUGUGACGAGUCUAUCAUAAUCUCUAAGAACUAGGAGAUAGCCAUCGUAUUGAUAUUAAGAAAGUAAAGGUGUAAAGCACAAUAUCAGACAUUUAUGAUGGUUAUAGUUGAAAUCGAUAAAGUGGUAUGCUGUAGUGCUUAUAUUAUUCGGAGUCGCCAGGAAUUUCUCCACUGUUAAAAGCCAAACUAAUUUAAAUGGUUUAAAACUUACCUGGAUCCCAGAGGCAUGUCAGUAAAACCCGUUACCUUUUGGCUUUAGUAAUAUCAGUUUUUAGAGUUCAUAGCUGAGGAUUGUCCUCUGACUCUUUAAGUCAGUUAAUUUUGUCCAAAGACAGCAUGACAGCCAUUAGAGGCGUCACAUGAUGAAGAAGACCCAUAGGAAAGUUAUUAUACUUGGAACUCUAUGUCAAUCAUACAAAAACAACCUUUGCACCUGUCAGUCUGCAUAGAAAGUCGAGGGAAGACAGAACCAACAUUUCUGGUUUUCCUUCUUAAGUUCAAGACAUGCCCUGGCUGUGCCUUGUCUGAAAUGGAUUGUGCUGUCAUGCAAUUUAUUUAUAUAGUCCAGAUCACCACCAAAUAAAUUAAAUGUCAUGUAUCACAAAGUUACAUGAUGUAUUCAAUUUUUGAGAAAUGCCCGUUUUAGCUCCACUCCAGUAACACCCACCUCCAAACCAUUCCUUAUUUUUGCUUCCUCUCUUCUUAUAUUUGCCCUACUUGGGGAUUCUUUCCUAAAUACAGUAAACCUCCUGUAGGAGUGUCACUCCUUUUCUCUACUCCCCAGCCUGCUCUAGCAGCAUCCGCUAGGGAAGGUACUGUAGAAAACACCGCGCAUGCACCAUGCGUGAUAUAUAUGGAAUGCAGAAGGACCACCUGUAGGAGGUCUUUUCUGCUCUGCCUUGUCAGUCAAAUCAUCGCCAUAGAGUCUGAAGUAAGAGAUGGACUUAUCUUUAAAUAGUUUUUUCUCCCAAUCUAUGCAUUUGCUAGAAUUUUAUGCUCUUCCAAAAGAGCAUCAGUUAACAUACCCAUUACAGGUACACUUUUAAAGAAAAUGGAAUAUAACAUGAAAAAUCUAGAAUGUUGUUUUAUUCAGUGAUUGCAUUUCCAGAGAAGUGAUAGCUCUCCAAUUAUUUGGUUUAUCUCCAGAAUUGCUACUAAAAUACCUUUUUCCUUUGUGUGUACUAUUCCUAGAAUUGUAUGCUGGGAAAUUAUCUCCCAUGCCCAAUCCCACCCCAAAACUGACUUUCAAAUUAGUUUUCACAUUCUUUAGUGAGCUCAACUAGUAUUGGGUCUAGGAACAAUUCUAUAUUUUCAUUUUAUUUAUGUAUUAAUGUAUCUAUUGUCAUUGUAAUUGUGUUUGUAAAAAUUGUAAAGCUUUGUAUUUCCGGCUUGUGUUGUAAAUGUUAAAAGUAAAGAAUAAUAAAUACGAUAUGCCUUGGAUGUGCCUAUGAGUUUGGACCAUGAACUUAAGCAGGCCUCGGUAUUUCAAGUCCUAUAUUACUAGACCG
Messenger RNA from Pelobates cultripes (western spadefoot toad), 60156 nucleotides. The record is from the annotation of a GenBank genome assembly. NCBI's taxonomy places the organism in Eukaryota, Metazoa, Chordata, Amphibia, Anura, Pelobatidae.